GCCCAAGCCACCCCCGACGGAGCCGCAGCCUCGGCUCGCGUCUUGUCCCAGGGCCUCCCUGAGGAGCGGCGGUGGCGGUGGCGGUGGCCGAGCCCGCCCCUCUCCCAGCCUCCAUCGCGGCUGCCCGCCUUCCUCCUCCUCCUCCUCUCCCAAUUCCCAUCCCCAAGCAAGGCGGAGCUGGCGAUUGAACCUUCGGCUGCCGCUACCGCCGCCACCUCUCCGCCCGUCUCCCAGGCGCCCGAAGCGAGACUGCCACCCCCUUCCCUCCCGGUGCUUCUUUCGAGGGGGCGACGCGGGGGCAACAAACAAGGGGCGGCGGGGGUCGCGCCUUUUCCGGCGGCAGCAGCAGCAGCAGCCGAAGCCGCAGCAGCGCCCUGACGAGAAGCGCCACAAAGGAGCGCCAGCGGCGGCGGAGCUUUGCGCCGCCUGCGGAGUCGCCAUGAGCUGGGGCACGGAGCUGUGGGUGAGUAGUCCGCCCUUUCAUUGUGUCUGGUGGGGGGGGGGUCGGGUCCACGCUCCGAGGGAAGAAAAAAGAGGGAGGACGGCUUCGUUUGGGGGGGGGGACCGCUCAUUUGGGGAGGCGCCGUGCCCGGGGAUGCGCGGGUGGUCUUUGUUGGAGCAAGUGGUGUGGGGAAGCGCCCGAGGGGGGUAAUGGGUCUGAAGGGAGGCGAGUGGGGUUUUUUUGGGGGGGGGUCGGGGAAUUUCCCCUGGAUCGGCGAGCAGAGGGCUGGGGAAGGGGGACACACACCACACAAAUCCUCAUUUGUGAUUUUCUUGGUGGAGGCGACCCCCUUAUUCCUCUCCCACCCCAAUCUCCCCUGCUGGCGUGUAAAGCGGGGUGCCGCUCAUUUCAGGACCCUGGGAGCGGUGAAAGGCGGGUGAGACCCCCGCAUCGGCACCCCCCUCCUCCUCCUCCUCUAGGGGCGGUGCGUGGGUUGCUCCGGUUUACUUGCCAUGCAGGGUCCCCCCCCCUUUCUCUGUCUUCUUUCUUAAACAAAGGAAAGGUGUUCGGACACAAGGCAGCAGUGGCACAUUGAAUGCACGGCUUGGUGAGAUAAGCCGGUGGCUCUGCGCGCAGUUUGUGUGUGUAGCGAACCCCUCCCCUCCCCCCUCCCCCCUCCCCCCGCUUAAGAAAAUAAAGGUGAAAAUGACUUUCAGGUUUGAUUGCUUCCCUUUGGUGUGAGUCAGCUGCGCCUUGGAUCCUGCUUGAAGAGUUUCAGACAAUACUGGGCCACUAGGGAAGGGCUGCGACGAGAAAGCGAUGUGCUGGGGGGAGUCGAAAAAAGACGAGGCGAGGGGCUUUUGCUGAGGGCGCUGCAAGCUCCGUUUGGAAGACAAGUUGCAGAUCCAGCCUUUAUUUGCGUUCAUUCGAACUCUAGGGCUAAAGUCAGAGGAAUUGCAGUCUUAUUGUUGAUGCAGGUCAAGCAGGCAGGUCUGAGUCACUGGGAAAACCCAUAUAUUAACAUUCUAAGACGCUGCUCCUUGGUGCAGAAAAUUUUGUGCAUAGUACUACGGUGCUUUCUGACAAAUCCUUGGGUGGGUCGAGAAGCAGGCAAGCGGUUCGUUUUGCUGUUCAGGAGCACGCAGUUUCCUUUCUUGAAAACCUCGUUACUUAGAGCUUGCUGAUUGCUACAAGGGUAGGAAAGCCAAGGUAAAAACAGCUCCAUGGAGCCAACAACAUGACAUAGUGCCUAAGGCACCAGCUGCCACUGGUCCGUUGUACAGAUGAGCACUCCCUCUGUUGGUUCAAUAAAUGGAAAGAGGGUCAUGGUGAACUUUUGAGGUUGGGGAAAUAAUUUUGAAGCCCAAGUCUGAACCAUAUAGUGGCUGGUGCAUGACAGACUUUGACGAAUAAAAAUGACGUAGAGCUAUUAAAAAAGGGGUUUUUGUUGUGUGUAUGGGCUAUCAGCAAGCCCUGUCAUUCAGUGCUUAUGCUUGGCUCUAGCUUAAGGGGUACUUUGAUGUUGGCUCCAGUAGACUACAGAGAUUUUCCCGUCACCAUCUGCAUUAUAUUCCAAUAAGCAUUUUUACAAAAUUUAGCAUUAUAUCAAGUGUUUAUACACACCGUUAGCAAAAUAAGGACACAGAAAUACUGUAUAGUCAUACCUCGGAAGUCGAACGGAAUCCGUUCCGGAAGUCCAUUCGACUUCCAAAACGUUCAGAAACCAAGGCACGGCUUCUGAUUGGCUCCAGGAAACUCCUGCAGCCAAUCGGAAGCUGCGUCGGAUGUUUUGGUUCCAAAUAAUGUUCACAAACCGGAACACUCACUUCUGGGUUUGCGGCGUUUGGGAGUGGAAACAUUCGAGUCGCAUGGCAUUUGGGAUCCAAGGUACGACUGUACAUGCAUUUGUUCACGAAACUACAUUAGCUACAGAAGGAAUUCAUGUUUCCGAAGAGUAAGCUUCUUAACAUUUUAUAGCCUGUUGGUGUCAUGUCAGGUUAUAGUGCUUUCGAACCUGUUGGUUUGAAAAUAAAAUACAUAUUUUAUGUGUAUGCGGGCAGCAUCAAUAAAGCUUUAAAUGUGGCUGUUCAUAACCCCUCUUUUUGAGGGAUAGGUAAAGGAAUCAGGCUAAGCAUUUAGAGGGACGUGGGUGGCGCUGUGGUCUAAACCACAGAGCCUAGGACUUGCCGAUCAGAAGGUCGGCAGUUCGAAUCCCAGUGACGGGGUGAGCUCCCGUUGCUCAGUCCCUGCUCCUGCCAACCUAGCAGUUCGAAAACACGUCAAAGUGCAAGUAGAUAAAUAGGUACCGCUCCGGCGGGAAGGUAAACGCCGUUUCCGUGCGCUGCUCUGGUUCGCCAGAAGCGGCUUAGUCAUGCUGGCCACAUGACCUGGAAGCUGUCUGCAGACAAACGCCAGCUCCCUCGGCCAAUAAAGCGAGAUGAGCGCUGCAACCCCAGAGUUGGUCACGACUGGACCUAAUGGUCAGGGGUCCCUUUACCUUUAAGCAUUUAGAAUAUGGCAAGCAAAUCUGCAACCCUAUCCCUGUUUGGGAGUUAGCUGCAAUGAACUCAAUAGGAGUUGCUUCUGGUUGAUUACAGUCUGAUUGAUUGGAUUCUGCCAUAAUAUGCUACUUGAAGUAGCCCUAGGUAAAAGUUCACCUUUUUUUACUGUGUGUCUUUGUGUGUACCUGACUGCAGUAUAAGACAUAGUGGCAGGCUUUAUUCAGAAGAAACAGUGCAAAACAUGUACGCUUUUGUUCUCUAAUAUGUCAUUUACCAGAUUUUUCAGGUUUUCUUAUCGUUUUCUUGUUUUUCUGGAUUUAAAGCUGACCUGGAAAAUCCUUUGAAGACACAAAUAAAAAACCUGAACUUUCAGUACGUUCUAAAACACUUGGUUUAUUCUUAAAAUUAGGCCUACGUUUAUUCCUUGACUUUCUGUAUGAAAUAAACCUAAGCCUAUGCCUUUUAAAUUGCCAAAAAAACAAUGCUUACCAUUCCUCCUGUUGACUUGGUGCCAUUUGUUUCAGGUUGUCAGACCCUCUUGACCUGUGUAGAUGAUCUGCUGAUAUGUUCCUUUCUAAAACCCUGUCCUGUCUUGUUCUAUGCCUCCUGAGUCGUAACAGUUUCUGAAGGGAAAAGUGUGCCAUUUCUCUGUCAAUAUAUAUUGCUAUUGGGCAGUAGUGCAAGUAGCAGCAGCUUCUUCUUCUUUGGCAAUCACUCGUAGCCGUGUAAGAUUGUCUUCCAUAAACACGGUUUUAACAAUGAGUCCGUAAGUGACUGUGGAGGCCAAUUCUGGAUCCACACGUCCUUCCACAGUGGAGACAUUGAUUUCCGGGCGGGAGUUGAUCACGGUGUGGAUUUGCCAAGCGUGCCUUCCUCUUAGCAUGUUUCUCCCUUGCAUCCUGAGUUUGAGUGUCUUCAAAGCCCAUGACACCUUUGGUAAAGGCUGUUCUACAACUGGAUCACUCGCAGGCCAGUGUUUCCCAGUUGUCAGUGUUUAUACUACAUAUUUUUUUAGAUUUGCCUUGAGACAGUCUUUAAACCUCUUUUGCUGACCACCAGCAUUACACUUUCCAUUUUUAAGUUCGGAAUAGAGUAGGUGCUUUGGAAGACGAUCAUAAGUAGCACUACUAUGCUGGCAUAUGCAGUAUUAAUUGGAACCAGAUAAAAAAUAUUUAUGCAAAUGCAACGAAGCAUUCUUCUGCACAGCCAGUAGAAAUGGGCGUUUAUUUACGCUUGUAUUAUUUUUAUUUAUCACCUACUCUUCACCUGUUAUGGUCCCAGGGUAGGUCACAACAAUUUAAAAUGCAUCAUUAGAAAUAGUUUUAAAACUUAAGCAAUCACAAAAAAAUAGGGUGGGUCCUGAAAAUAUAUACCUCAAGCGCCAGAGGCCAGGGUAAAUGAAGCCUUUAUAAUAGAAAGCAGUAUCGAAUCUGCUAGGUGAGUUUACCAUCUGUAAUAUCCCCUGCCGACUAUAGAGUUCUCCUGCUGCCAGUGCCACUUCUGCUUUUGUGUACAGUGGUACCUUGGAAGUCGAACAGAAUCCGUUCCGGAAGUCUGUUCGACUUCCAAAACGUUCAGAAACCAAGACGCGGCUUCCAAUUGGCUGCAGGAAGUUGCGAACGCUGCGGGUUGCGAAUGUGCUUCCUGCAUGGAUCACGUUCGCAACCCGAGCGUACUAGAAUAUGGAGUACUGGCCUUAGCUGGAAGCAACCAUAGCUGGAAAUACUUGUGCCUUAUGUGACAGUUUUGGAACCACCUGAGUUCCUAGCCUGCUUCUUCCAUGUUCCAGCACAAUGGAGUUAUAGUAAAAGCUUUCCACCCAUAUUAACCCCUGAACCCUUGUGUACUGGCCAAAGAUUGAGGUUUCUGGCAGAACAUGUCAUCUUUGGUCUAAUUUAUAUCAUGGUAACAUUUAGUCUUUAGCCCUGAAGACAGUUGCAUUAGCAGGUGUGUCUCAUUAAUUUAUGAUGGGGAUCAGCAUGUGUAUCUGGGACAGAAUUGGAGCUCUAAAGCAGAGUAAAGAAGAGAACCAGUAUGUAAAAGUAAUAGCUUUUCUCAAGUCCUGCUAUGAAAAUCAUAGAAUUGUGGAGUUGGAAGGGACCACGGGGGUCAUCUAGUCCAACCCCCUGAAACAUGGGGCUCUUUUUUGCCCAACGUGGGGCUCUUCCGCUGCUCCAACACUUUUAUGGGAGAUGAACAAGAAAAAAUCCGCUGUGCACCUGAGAAUUAGGAUUAGCUCCCGUUUGCACAAAUAAUGAUGAAUUAGACAUUUGAAGGAUUGCAGAUUUUGAUAACAUUGAUGGCAAAGGAAGACAUGUCAUGAAUUGUGGUGGCAGACAAGCUUUCAACCUGGCUUGUCUUUAAAUAACUGUCUAGGAUGUGUUUGCAAUGAGAGUUGAUAAAUUUCAAUUUGUAUCUGUAUUUCUAAUAGCAUAUGCUAUUGUAUAUCUGUUGUAGAUUACUGGGGUUUUUUGUUUUAAAAGCACUUUAUGAAUUUGUUCUUCUGGCUAUACUUUGUGCCUCAUAACAUUACUUAUAAAACAAGUGCUUUAUGUGUAAGGAUUUGCACUGUGUGCUCAUAAUACUUAGAUAUUUUUGUAUCUUUUGAUACAGAAUUGGAGUCUGGCAAGUUCCAAAAAUGAUAAUGACACACUUCACAGCUGACCUUUGGAAAGCUAUAAAUCUGUUUCUUUAUAGUGCAGGAAAAUGGCUUCAAGGCUUCUUUUGAGAUGUGUGUCCCCACAGAUUAUAGGCACUCCCUGAAAUGGCUUAAUCUCUGGUGUGUUGUACACACUUGCUUCCCCUCCCCCCAUGACCAUGUUUUUAUUUUUGCUUUUUAUGUACCAACAAAUGAUGUAUAUUCAUUACCUCGAUUUCACUACCUUAUUUUGGGAGGAAUUCAACAUUUGCCAAGGUGAACUUUCCACCAGUGCAAGCAUUUCAGCUUGCUAGACACAAUGAUCCCACCUCUCCUUCUACCUCCUCUCCUGGCUCCCCCAACCAAUGAGGGGAGGCAAGUGUGUGGAGGAGUGGGGGCAAAAGUUCUUGCACAGGGCUCCUGGUAACCGGACUUGUUACAUGAAUCCUGCGCUUUGUAAUUAAACAAAUGAUUGAGAAUUAGCUCAGGGGCUUAACACAUUUACAGUAUAUUAAAAUGCACGCCUGCUCAAAAGUAAACCCCACUGAUUUCCCAAGCAGUGUUAGAAAUUAGCCAGGCGCCAGGUGCUUUUUGCAACUGGCAUGGGUCCAAUUGUGACCAGAGAUGGAAAUCUCCGGAUGCGAGGUUGGGAACUGACAUCUUCAUCUGGCUGGUUCCUCCAUCUUUCUUAAGCAGAUCUGCCGAACAGCUUAUUUACUGCAUGUAGAUUCCCACCUUUUUCUCCAAGGCGUACAUGUUUCAAUCCCACCCCACCCCCCAGUUAAUCCCUAUACCACCCCUGUGAAGUAGGUUCAGAGGCUGUGAGUGGACCAGGGUCACCCUGUAAGCUUCACGACUGAGUGGGGAUUUGAACCCUGACCUUGUCCGACACUCUAACCAUUGCACCUCACUGGCUUCCUAGAGUUAUUCUGCUAUGAGGCAGCUAUACAGUGGUACCUCAGGUUACAUACGCUUCAGGUUACAGACUCUGCUAACCCAGAAAUAGUACCUCAGGUUAAGAACUUUGUUUCAAGAUGAGAACAGAAAUCGUGCUGUGGCGGCAGCGGGAUUAGCCAAAGUGGUGCUUCAGGUUAAGAACAGUUUCAGGUUAAGAACGGACCUCCAGAACGAAUUAAGUACUUAACCCGAGGUACCACUGUAUAAAUUAAGCAGGUAAAUAAAUAGGGUGAAAGCAAAAUGCCACUUAAAGAAGGAUCUGAAAUAUUUUCCUUGAAGCCUGAAUUGGCUUCAUUCUGUAUUGUUCUAUUUGAUGUUCCAAUGUGUUGCAAACCGCUUUGAGAUUUUUUUCCUUUAAAAUAUAAAGCGGUGUAGAAAUGAAAUGAAAAACAAUAAUUAAUGCCAUUGCGGCACCUAGACAUUCUAUGGCAGGGACCUUAACCUAGGCUUAAGGUGACACAGCAUCCUUUGUAAAUCCUUUGUAAAUUGCCUCCAUGUUGGGGCAUCUGAAAGGGUCCUGACGAGACCCCUAAGGAAUCCAUCUUUGACUUGUAGCUUAACUUACAUUUUACUAGUCGUCGUCGUCCCCCCCCCCACGGCGACAGUGUAUUUGGAAAAGAAAAAUGCAGCAACUGUAACUCUAUCUAUUAAUUUCUUUUGGAAUGCUCUCUUGUGCUUAAGAGUAGGAAGCUAUAAUGGAAUGUGGUUGUGGCAGAUAGAUUUCUCGGCCACGUAUUGCAAAACGUUAUGACUCUGGACUAUGAUGCAAGUUUUUGUGUGUGUGUGUGUGUGUGCUCUUGAGUGAGUGCCUUACCUUUUCAACUGUGUUUCUUAUUUAUUUAUUUCAUGUGGAUGCUUUCAGACUUGAGCUGAUUCUUAGAUAAGGGCUUUUUCUCUGCAAGUUCCGUAAUGGAACCGACUCCCUUAGAUUCAGUGCUGUGGAUAGAUAACAGAAAGCCCACAGAAAUGUUACCAGUUUUCCUGCUCAUACCGUAGAGGCAGCUUGAGUGACAGGUUAGGUGAGUUACUUGCCUGGAAGGAAUUGUUAUUGCCCACAGGUGAGUUGGCUAACUGUAAUGCUACCUUACUCUAGAAUGGCAAAGUUUGUUGAGGCAUGAAAAUGUAAUGGGGGGGGGGGGAGCAACUUACUAGGCCAAUUGCUGUUCCAACUGAAUUUUGUUUUACUUCACCCUGUUAGUCAAUAUUUUUCCAGCAGUUGUUUGAGUCCAUGGACAUGUGUUUCCAGGGAACGUGAAUCACUGAUCCUGAGGGUUUUUGUUUUUCUCCGUUAGUUAAAUCUUCCAGAUUGACAGGGAUAUUCCAGUGGUUUUCAACCAAAUUGUUCUAACUUAUCAGCUGAAGUAAAAACUCUUCUCUUCAAUUAUAGUUUAUCUAGCUCAGUAGUUCCCAGAACUAUUUGCAAAGUGGACAUGGUAUUAUUUUUCAAAAUAAUACCAUCUGUCCCCAUUUUUUUACUUUACUAAAACCACGUAGCUUCAUUUUUUGCUUCUUUUUUUAAAGUUAGAUUGUCUACACUUAACAACCCCCUGCUUCUUAAGAAUUAAAAGAUUUCUGAUAAGAAGCUACCUGUCAAAAUAUCUGGCAUAUUUGAGACCACUGAAGUGCAAUUAUUCCAUCACAGCUGGGGGUGAAAGAAUGAGGGAGGCUAAUAUCAAAUUAAGCUUGAAACCAUGGCAUAGCGGAAACACAAAUAAUACAUUCUGACAGCAGGAUUUGUGAGUGUUGGCUGGGAUCCAAAGGGCCACACAAAGUGUUCUGGAUGUGCACUGAAGCUUUUCAAACUCUCCCUCCACCAUGAUCACCCAAGCCCUUUGUAUGCUCUGAAAAGCCAGUUCUGAAUGCCAGGCAAGCCACCUGAGCGGUUUUCAUUGCAUUGCGAAAAGUUGCAUCCGGAAGAGGGGGAAAUUAGCAAUCCCUUCAUGUCUAAGGAGGGGCCUAGGUGGUGGUUGUAAUGGCUACUACUCAAUUUAUUUAUGCACCAUUAAAAUCACAGAAUGGUUUACUGGAAUAAAGCCAGUUCAUCAAGUAAAAUAAUAAAUGAUUAAACUGGCAACAGCAAAAGAGUAUUUCCUGUAGGCACAAAGCAGCUUGAUGGAGGUUGAGCACCCAGGUGGCUGUCCUGGUCCAUGGGAUCAUAGAAUUGUAAUGUUGGAAAGAGACCCUGAGGAUCAUCUAGUCCCACCCGCCUCUGUCCCCUGCAAUGCGGGAAUAUGCAGUUGUCCCAUACUGGGAUUGAAUCUGCAACCUUGGUGUCAUCAGCACCAUGCUCUAGCCAGCUGAGCUAUCCAGGCUAUGCAGGUCCCUUUUAGAAUUUUGUCCUGGCAUGGAUCAGCUAACUGGAGAUAAAAACAGUGGGUUAGACAGAGGGACCUUGUUGCAUUUCCAUGCUGCGCAGCGCUAGCCCUUUCAGCAUUGCACAGCAAAGAAGUUGACCGGCAACAAGGACACGGUUCUCUUCCUCCACGGUCUGCUUGGUAUUUCUGAGCUGUGUGUCAACUAAAGGGGAACCAAGUUUCUGUGUGUGAGAAUGGGAUGUGAGCUUCAACUUCACCCACUUUGAGGUAAGCAGCCUCCAACCUCUUUCCCCUGGGAGAAUGGGGCCAUUGGUGGCUGUGGAGAGACUUUAUCCCUCCUGCUUUAGUUUCAAUGAAACACUGUGUCCGUUCAGUUCCAUGUUUCCAGGCUUUGAUUCUGCAGUUGUGAGUAUGUGGCCAGCGGUAGCAGUGGUUGGAAUAGAGUGCGUGCACAUUACCUGCUUGUGAGGUUUCGUAUCCAUCAGCUUCCCCUCCCCUCCCCUUCUUCUGCACCAUGCAUGUUUACCUUUGCACCAUCUCUGUGGGAGACAUUGGUACUAGCUGUUAAAAUCAUAGAAUUGUAGAGUUGGAAGGGACCACAAGGCUCAAGAACCCAUGACUCUGAGAUUAAUCUCAGCAGAGCUAUCCAUCCCAGUGAGAAAGCAUUGUUCCACCACUGCAGUUUAGUGAAGACAGCAUACACUUCAGAGAGAGGGAGACAUGGGAGAUACCCUGGUUACUUGCGCUUUGUCCUUCUGUCCACAGACAUAGGCAGAUGCUGUUGGGGACUCGUGUCUGACAGUACACUUGAAGUGGUUUGGAGUUUGCAGUGUUCUCUUAACGUUUGUACGGAAUGCUGUCUUUUAGUGCAUAGUACCCUUUAUCCAGUUUCAGUCACCAAAGUUUCCCCCUUCUGAGCUCUGCAGUAUGCAUAAGUUUAAGCUGCAGACAUAUAUAGCCCAUGCUGUUCACACUGGCUGGAGCUAAUGGGAAUUAUAGUCCAAAACAUUUGAAUGGCACCAGAUUUUUGCAGCGUCACAUGCUGUUUAUUAGUGAGCUCUGUUUGGUGCCUUGGCAGAAAGUUUGUGUACUCAUCCUUUCAGGCAAUUGUCAUUUUUUCCAGCUCUAUAAAAUCUUCAAAAGGGGGGGGGGGGGACAGAAGGAUAUAAUUAAAUGCACGCACUCUGUACUGACUUUUAUUGCCCAGUGCAAUUGGUCCCCCAAAGUACAGAAUCUUGGCUGAUCUUUGUAGCGGUAGUUCCGUCUAUAAUAAGUGUUGCUCAGCAGCAGGGUGAUCCUUGAUGAAAUGAAAGCUGUCAAACAGCAGUAUUAGGCGCAGGGCUCCUCACAUUUCCAAUCACCAAAAUGGUACCUCAUUAAAAAAACAAACACAAGUUUGGUAAAUGAAAGACGUUUUCUCAAAUACAUAGAUUUUCCAUAACUUUGAAACGGGUGUGGAAUCUGCAGUCCUCCAGAUGUUAUUGGAUUGCAAAUCCAUCUCUCUGACUGUUGGCUAUGCUGAUUGAGACUGAUGGGAGUUCGAGUCCAACAUAUGAAAGACUUCAGACCCCUGGAUCUCUGUUCUCAAAACACUGCUUACUUGCUCUUGUUUUGUGUGCUGUGAAACCACACUGGGUAUUAUUGUUCUACGAAUCAAACACUUCCUUUGUAUGAUACUCUCGUAAAAGACACAUUGUAAAACAUCAGCCAUUGAAAAUAUCGUCUGUUUCAAUAAACUGGUUUAUUUUCUGGUACAUAGUAUUUGCUCUUUAACACUUGCGCUUAUCUGGUAUUUGCUGAAGAGAGAGGGAAUGUGACAGAGGUUUGGGCGCCACAAAUAAUGCUUCAUGAAUGUUCCAUUCAAACUCUAAUGGAUUUGCAUGUUUCCACCAUUGUGAGGCAAAUUGCCAACUGCUAAUAGAGGAGGCCAUUGAUAACUAAAUUAUGGAUAUAUAAAGCACUCUCGAACAUAUUUAUAGCAUUAACUAUUACAUAAGUAAUAAGACUAACUCUACGGUCUUUGUACUCUUGGCAGCUGCUACCCUGUUCUGAUGCUGGCAUAAUGUAGUAACAGGGCUGUUCAGCCAGCAGCGGAAUCUACAUCAUUGCAAUAGCUGCAGAAACCGCAAUUUACACUGACAGCUAGUUCCACAAUCCUGGGAAGUUCUAUCACUAGUAGUUGAGCACAGUGUUGCAUGCUGAUUGCGCCCACAUUAAUGAGCAGAAAAAGCAAGGAGAUCAGCAGCUACAACUACAAUAUACAGCUGUCUGCUGCUCAGUGGGAAAGGGCAACGUAAGAGGAAGAGAGUAUUGGUCUUGGGAGUCCUUUCAAUGGAGGUGUAAAUGUGUCCCCGGCAAAGCCAAGCCUAUCCUGAGAUGGUCCUGCUGGCACCGGUAAUUUUACGGCAUGCAUUUCAUGGGUUUGGGUUUAUUUGUCGUUGUGCAUUUAAAGACCAUAUUAAAAAAUGGACACAUUGGCUGCAAUGAGCACACACUGCCUCUGUGCUUGUAGGCUCCUUUAGUCUGUUCUAUGAGCCAGGGAAAUCCUCUCUGUGCCUUGGGGACAAAUGUAUGAAAAUGGGAAGCACACGUGUAUUUGUGUGUGUGUAUGUAGCUCUGUUUGAGUCUACAGAGUUUUACGUUGUGCUAUUAAUAAAUCUUUGACUAGAACACCGUCUGUGUUCGACAAGCUUAAGCCUGUUUUAAUCAAUUGUACAAAUAAGUUAAAUGUAAGCAACUCAUCCUACAGUUGUUGUUGUUGGGUUUAAUUGGUGGCAGCAUAGUUAAUAUCACAGCAGUUGAUUAAAUAUUAAACGGAACUUCUGGUUCAAGCGUUAUGUAUGCUGACUUAGCUCCACAUUAAGAAAUGGAUCUACUGUUCAAAAUACAUGAUCGAUACAAAUUUGCUCAGCGUGGAUUAAUGUACCACUUCCUUUUCUGUCAAACCUGUAGACAUCUUCCAAAACAAUGUUAAGAUGGGCUGCCAAAGAGAGGCAGAUGAGAACUCCCACUGUGAACCAGGAAAGUCUUAACACAUUUAGAUAAAAUGGAAAAACUGAUAGUUAACCGUGAGCAUUAGAAGUCUGUGCUCUCCCACAUAUUACUGAAAUCUGUUGGAUAGGAAAUUAACCCAGUAUCAUUUGUGUCCACCAGGUUUCAAGAUAUAGCACCAAUUCAAAUUUGAGGAAGCAUAGCCCUGGUCACUACGUACUCCUGGUCAGGUACCCUGUUCAACAGUUGGCCUGUUUUUAGUUCUGUACCUGGUAUCUGUUUUAAUUAUAUUGUUUUAUAUAUUAAUGUGAUUAUUAUUAAUUUGUUGUAGUUUAAGGAAAGGUUUUUGAAUCUCCUUAAAUUAUGGAUAGGAGUGAAUGAUUGCACCUUAGCACUCCAGUUGGAUAUGGGACAGGUAAGGAAGAUAAUAUCAUGUUUCUGUUUCUAGUCCAAAGCAUAAUCUUAACUUAUAUUUUAAGGAGCUGUUUAUAGUCUCUGGGCAGAUGUUGAUUUUGGUAGCAGUAUUUUCCCACUUUGCUUUUUUGAAGAAUGAAGAAAGAAAGAGAUCCUUGGGACUACUAACGACACCACAUGUCACCCGUGUUUGACAUAGCUAUUGAUGUCCAAAUGGGGGUGGAGUGGGGGAUCUAAGAUGAGUAAUCAUUUGGGCCAGUGGGUCAGAAGCCUGCUAGCCUACCAUGUGCUUGUGUGUGAGACUGGUUGGGAAAGAGAUGGGUAGGACUACAAUUAAAGAAGCCAGCUAAGACAUCUGGCUAUAAAAUACAUGCUUGAUUGGUAUAAGUUACUCCAACCUUUUGCAAUAUUACAUGAGUAGCCAUAAUAAUAAUAAUAAUGCUUUUGUGACCUUAGGAGGCUGGCAUACGUUGACUGCAGUGAUUCACUAGCUUGGUGGGUUACAAGUUUCAAAGCCUGAUGUAAGACACAGGAGGAGUUGGGCUACAUGUCUGCUCUGUUCUACUCCUGAUAUAUUAAGCAACUUCAACAGCACUGGGGUGAAAACAGCAACAGCUGGAGUCAUUUAGGCCAAUAUGGAGAAAUGGUAUUGCCUGGUUGCACCACAUGGUAGCUUGGUUAGUGUGUACACACACACACAAGUCCUGCUUAUUGUACUCCUCACUCCACGUAUAGAUUAUGAUGGGAGUAUUGCCAGGCAGGCCAGUAUAAUGUAGUAAUAUUCUGCUUGUGUGCCUAGAACUUCAGGCAUGAAAUGGUUUGCAACAUCUAUCUGGGUAAGGCUCAGAUAAGGCCACCCAGUGGGAUGUGAAACUAAGUGGAUUCAAACUCUCACACAUUCAAGUCUACAACACACCACGCUGUUAUAUGCAUUGCAUAGAAAGCCAUUGCUUUUUUAGGAUGGAAAAAUGAGGUUCCCACCCGCAUCCAUUCUAAAGAGCUUUAUUUUUUUUAAAUUAAGAGACCAUGCUCAAGUGGAGUUGGGAGAGCAAACUUACUGACUUUUUCUUUUCUUAAGGCUUACUAAAUGCGUUAAAAUCAGCAGACUAAGGAAUGUGGAAGAUGUAUUGCUGUAUUUAGUCCCAGAGACUAAGAAAUAUAAGGCACUUACUUAACUUUGUGGCCCAGGGAGGAUAGAACACCAUUAACAUGACUAAUACCAUUGCAGCUGUUAAAGUGACCCACCCUGUCCCUAACUGCUGGGAUAAAAAUGAGUUUAACACUUCUGGAUUGCUUUGUAAGUCUUUUUUUGAGGGGGGUCAUUAUUUCACAAUAACGUGGGGAUGCCUCUAAUAUUUAUGUAGGCACUUGCAGUCAUGAUGUCAAAUUGAUCAGAAGGUCGGCGGUUUGAAUCCCCGUGAUGGGGUGAGCUCCCAUUGCUUGGUCCCAGCUCCUGCCCACCUAGCAGUUCGAAAGAAUGUCAAAGUGCAAGUAGAUAAAUAGGUACUGCUCCGGCAGGAAGGUAAACGGCGUUUCUGUGCACUGCUCUAGUUCACCAGAAGCGGCUUAGUCAUGCUGGUCACAUGACCAGGAAGCUGUCUGUGGACAAAUGCCGGCUCCCUCAGCCUAUAGAGCGAGAUGAGCGCUGCAACCCCAGAGUUGUCCGCGACUGGACCUAAUGGUCAAGGGGUACCUUUACUAAGGCUGCAAUACUAAUCCAUUUACCCACGAGUAGGCUCCAUUGAAUUUUGUAGGUCUUACUUUUGAGUACACAUGGUUUGGCUUACACUGUGAGUCCUGCUUAACUCAGUGGAACUGAGUUCUGAGUAGACAUACCUAAGAUGGUGCUAUGAGUUUAUCUCUCUUGGAAAGUGUCAUGGAAUAGUGAGUGACGCUAAAUUUUUCAGGUAUGUUUGCUCCAAACUAGGAUUGUAUAUACAGUAGUACCUCGGGUUACAGAUGCUUCAGGUUACAGACUCUGCUAAUCCAGAAAUAGUACCUCGGGUUAAGAACUUUGCUUCAGGAUGAGGACAGAAAUCGCACAGCGGCAGCAGGAGGCCCCAUUAGCUAAAGUGGUACCUCAGGUUAAGAACAGUCUCAGGUUAAGAACACACCUCUAGAACGAAUUAAGUACUUAACCUGAGGUACCACUGUAAUCUGAAUGGAAUGGAACCCAGAUGGACCAAAUAACAGUUCCUUCAAGUGAGCCACUUGCUAAUAUCCACCCCUCAAAAAUCCCUUUUCUGUCCAGAUAUAUAAUAGACCAGUAGGCUGGUAAAGUUUUGGACACAUCUUCCAGACUGUCUUGUAUAAUUCUGUGCUCUGUGACACCUACCAAUGGAUAGUUUCAUGAACGGAAGCUAUAUGAAAUAUAGCUGACAAAUAGAUGACUAGCUUUAGUAAUUUAUUUCAGUUUCAGCUAAACCCUGGAAAAUCUUGUUCAACAAACAAUUCAGAAUUUGACAGCUGCCAACGUGGGUUAGUCUUUUCAUUGUCUACUAAAUAUGCUUAACACAUUGUUCUGAUUUCUACAACAGACUGUCCUUGCUGUUAAAAAGUUAGUAAAUCAAUACGCUUGCUUGACUGCCCUAUCUGGGAAUGUCUUUAGAUGCAUACAAAGCAUACAAAGCCUUUUUCAUAACAACCAGUGUUAUGAAAACAAUGCAAGGUGAUCAUACAAGGCUGUAUAAAGUACUGAACUUUGCUUCUGAGUAGUAUGACAGUAGCUGAAAAGAAUGUUACAUCAUACAGUACAGAUUGUCAUUUACUUUUCUUUCAGUUGUUAUUUACUUUUCUUUGCUUAACGGGGCUUCAUCCUCAGUGAUGCAGUUCUAAUUAAGAAAUGCUGCUGUCAGCUACUUUGAUGUUCGGAAUAAAAGUGCAGAUAGGGUUCUUUUUUUAAAAAAAGAGGAUGUAAGAAAAGCUCUGCUGGAUUGGACUAUCAGGGGUCAGCAAACUUUUUCAGCAGGGGGGCCGGUCCAGUGGCCCUCAGACCUUGUGGGGGGCCGGACUAUAUGGGGGGGGGGAUGAACGUAUUCCUAUGCCCCACAAAUAACAAAGAGAUGCAUUUUAAAUAAAAGGGCACAUUCUACUCAUAUAAAAAUAUGCUGAUUCCCAGACCGUCCACGGGCCGGAUUUAGAAGGCGAUUGGGCCGCAUCCGGCCCCCGGGCCUUAGUUUGCCUACCCAUAGACUAGUUCUUCAUCCUGCUCUCAGAGUUCACAAUCAAUUAGCUAUGGAAAGUCCUCAAGCAGCACAUUAGGGCAAUGGCCCUGUCCCUUUGUGGUCUCCCAGCAACUUGUGUUCAGUGAAAUAUUACCUCUGAUCCUGAAUGUAGCACUUCAGUAGCCUUAUUCUCCAUGAAUUUAUAUUGAUUCCCUUUUAAAGGCAUCUAAACUUGCGGCCGUCGCUUCAUCUUAUUCGAAGCAAAUUCUACACUUUAACUACGUGCUGUGUGUAAAGAAAGCGCUUCUUUUUAAUCUGUCUUGAAUAUCCUACCAUUCAGUUACAUCGAAUGGUAUUUUUUAUCAGCUUUCUUCACAACAUGCAUAAUGUUAUAAAUAAAUCCAUUAUGCCUUUCCUUACUCAUCCUUUUUUUUUCUCUCAGCAAAAAAGCCCCCAAACAUUUUAAUUUUCCUUGGUUGCGUCAACUUCCCCAAUCAUUUUGGUCACAAUUUGCUUUUGGUUUUAAUUUAUGUUGCUGAGCUUGUUCCUGUUGGAAAGCUGGGGUUUGUAAGAGGUGGUGUGGUUACUGCCCUGGCUUCCUUGCCCCCGUUGCUAAACUUGGGUGCUUCAACUUCUAUUCUCCUUGCUAAUUUCCUGCAACUUCUGCUGCAGACAAGGAAGUCUGCAAGAUAUUUUGGAAACGUAAUUGUCCAAAAAGUAGAAAUGCCAGAAAUAUCCCUAGUAAGUUUGCAAGAAAAGCGGAGCAACGGGGGAAGGCACCAGCUGUUGGAAAGGAAACUGCUAAAUAUAGGAAUGCUGGUUAGGGCUCUGCAAAAUUUUGUGGGUGAGAUGGAGGGAUGUCGUUGGGGUGUGUGGGCAGGGGAGGGAGAAGGGCAGCAGUAUUUCAAGUGACUCAGCAUAAUCAGAGUCAUACUUGGGGAAAUACCUUUGCAUUACUAGGGCUAUUGGUGCGGACAGAACAAUUAACAUGUCCAGAACUGCUCUGACAGAUUCCCCUUAGCUUGCUGGAAAUGCAAAUCAGAAUCUCUUCUAGCUUCCCCAACCAAGCAGUGGGGUGAGCGAGAGGGAAGAGCAGAAAAGCAUGCAAGGCAAAGCCUUCCACACCCACUGAAACUUACGCCUUAGUCAGGCUGUGUGUGUAUGUUCCCACUUUGCCAUUGUUCAGCUUCUUCCCAAACAACUGAGCUGCAGGGGUUAAAUCUCCCCAACUCAAACUGCUUAGCAGCUGGUACAGAAACAGCUGAUUUAGGGCCAGGAGGGUAGUAGUUCUCCCACUCAGGGUGCUGAGCCGAGGGGGGUGCAAAAUUGAGAAGAUCCAUAAUUAAGAAGAUGCAUUUGGGGGCGCCAAAUUUUGGCCUUGCACUGGGCGCUAUAUUACGAAAGAUUAUCCAAUAUGCCUCUGCCAAUUUUCUUCUUUCUCUUUGAUAUUCUGUAAGUGCCGCAGUGCUAACUGUGGCACAGAGAACACCACCUCAGCUCAGUAAAGCAGAACCCAAGGCUACUUCGAGAGGAGAAAAGAAACACUGAAAUAACUCUACCAUUCCUUUAACCAGAGAUUGUAUUAAAUGCUUGACUGGGAUUUACAAACAUACCAGCUUUUCUUAGCACAAUGGGUUGAUGAAUGUGAUAUUUUGACCAUUUGCAGCCCCUUUUAGCAGAGUUUACAUCAACAUUUUUGCAAUUUAUUUUUUAAAAAUGAUUUUGUUGCUCACUUUUUAUUUUAACUUUCAGACCGCUCAGGAAUCGGUGUAUUUGCUCCUAUUCCCUGCAAGUAAAGGUUCUUGACACUUAGGGAGAGAAAACAACAUUAAAUUUGACAUAACAGAUUCUUAAACUCUAUUGUAAGUGCUGUAAUUCCCACAGGUGAUUCAAAGGGUGUUUUCUCUUCACUCUUGACAUUGGUAUUAAGAAGAUUAGCAUGUGUAAAUAGGUUAUGAAUUUCUCAGUACGCAUUAAGGGCAAUGAUGAUUUUCAGUUUUCAUCACAUUGUGGCUAAGAUGUUAAAGGCACUAUCAGAUACUGACCCCCAAUAUUCUGCCUGGAGGUAAAAUUGAGAGUGGACCUCAGUGGUCCUUUAUAAUCCCUUCUCUGACUCAUUCUGGAAAGAAAGUUACAGGUCAGCUGGGAGUUUCUGUGUUUUGUUUAAAUGCAGGCAUCCUGUGUCGGUUUGAAUGUGUUACUUUCUUCCCACCCACCCCCAUGGAGGGAGCAUAAAACAAGAUGCACACUUCUCAUCUUGGAGAGCCAAGUAAUAUCUGAACAAGCGCUAAGAACUAAUCACUUUUGAGAAUAAAUCCAAGCCACCAUUAACUUUGUCUCAAAACAAACUCUGUUAUGCGAGAUGUAGACCUUAGUUGUCAGCAGUUGCAGUGCUGAUAUGGAUCAUUUAACAAGUUUCUGACCGAGUAAUUGUUGUAUUGUGGCACCUUUUUUAUUGAGAUAUGAUUUCUCAGAGUAAGUUAUAUUGUUCAGCGUGGCAGGGGGGGAAAGCUGACUCCAGGAGUUUUACCACUAAACAAUAUAACUUGCGUAAUUUUCCGUAGCGAUAGCUAUCCUCUGAACAACGUGAAGGAAAAUUGUGAAUAAUGAACUGAGAAACUAUGAGCAAACAGCAUAAGAAGCCAUUCCUGAUUUAGGACUUCUUUCCAAAGAUGACAUUUUGGAAGGAGUUUACAGAUCUUACUCACUUCAACGUAAUGUGUAAAAUUACAACACAAUGAUCAUCACAGUCUCUCAGAAAAAAAUAUUUUUUUCCUACCAGACAACUUUAGGACCAGAACUCUGUGUAGCUGACCUGGUUUUCGGCUGGCAAGGCUGUGGUUCAGAUAUUCUGUAACAGAGGUGGUGUCACUGGGGGUCAGUCAGCAGACUUCAGAAGAAAACAAAAUGUGAAUUCAGCUGGCUUUCCAUAAUAGAAGGUUUUACAUAAGUGCUUGACAAUGACUUACCAUUGGGCUUUUUAGAGAGUGCAAGUUUAAACAGGCAGACCUGGAGGGAGUCCUCUUAAACAUAUAACUAUCUGAACUUUGAGAAGCCUACAUAAUACAGUUGUUUACACUAGUGACUUCUGGAUAUUUCAAGCACUUAGUGUAGAAGGAAAGAGAGAGAAUCUGGGGGGACUUCCGGGGGCGGCGCGAACGGUAAUGGCGGUCUUCUCCCGACCGGAGAAGAAGCUCCGCUGAAACCGGGUCGUCCGCUACGGCGAAGCGGAGACCCAGUGAGAAAAACCCCAGGCAGCAAGAGCCUGGGGUCCUGAGGCUCGGCGGGCGCCAAGAGCAGCCCUCCAACUGCAGAAGGAGCCUCGUAAGAGGCUCCGGAGCGUGGAGGGGGGGCUGCGGCGCUGUGAGCCGUUUCACAGUCAGCGGAGUGAAGCCGCGCUGCUGCUGCCGGUGAGCGCUGAUCCCUUUUCCUGUUAAAAUUCGGACCUGGAAGAAAACAACUUACUCGUGAGUAAAGACUGAAUCACUUGGAAUUACAAAUUUUAAAUGAGAAGGUUUAAAUUGACUUGAAUUUGGCUGAAAGCGGAGAGACGUGGAAACAGGAAGUCCGUCUUCCGCUGCCAUUGAACUUGGAAAAAAAAAAAGCAACUAAGGUGGAGGAGUGGAGGCUGAAAGAAAGAGAUUUUAAACUCUACACAGCCAAGCAUCUAUGGAACUUACAAUUUAAAGUAAAAUUAGCAAGUUAAAGAUUUGGACCUUUUAUUUGCACUUGACUUUCCCCUUUUAUUGGAUUACAAAUUGGAAGGUGAAACCCAGAGUCAGGACUGCCUGAGCAUUGUAACAGUGGGCUGUCAGUGUUUGACUUGGAUACUGUAUACUGGAAGUUGCAACAAUUUGAGGGCAUUGAGACAUUUUAAAUUUGAAACAUUCUUUUUGGAGACAAAUAAGCACUGUCUGCAACAAAGUGAUUACCUUUAAACUCUGCUUAAUACUUAUAUUGGAAGGUUCUGGGACAUUAAAUCAGACUCUGAAAAGACAUUUUAAGCUCCCUCUAGAGGAUUGGAUUAAAACAGUGACUUUAUAAAAACAUUUACUUUCGAUUCUCUUGUUGUCUGCUUGCUCUGGGACUCUCUAUUCCUGUGGGAAAAACUCAGUGUGACCUUGACUGAUAGAUAACAUUGGAAUGAGUGGUACAAGAAGAAGAGGAAGAGUUAGACAAACAACUCUAACAAAUCUAACCUCAGCCUCGCAGACACGUAGAUCAUCUGUGCCUACUUUGCCCUCAGAAGUACAACUUGAAGAAGCUGCCUUGCCACAGGCAAAAGAGGGAGAGGGUGAAGUAGAGCAGUUACAAUUGGAAGAUAUGGCCUCAGGAGCAUCUGCUUCUGUGCUAGAAAAAAUCUUUGAAAAAUUGGAAGCUUUGGACAAGAAAGUAGAUGCGCAAUCAGCAAAGAUUGAUAAAAAUACAGAGUGUCUAAACAAAUUAACUACACAGGUGGGACAGAAUACACAAGCAAUUGGACAGUUGACGGAGGCCUCAGUAGAAAAUCGAAAAUUGGCUGAGGACACCAGACAAAAAUUGGAAAAUUUAGAGCAAGAGGUAAGACCACUCACUAAACAAGUUGGGGAACAUCAGAUUUAUCUUUCUAUGAUAGAACUGCGAAAUCGUGAGAAUAAUCUGAGGAUUAGAUCAUUACAAGAGGCAGAAGAAGGAAAUCUAACUGAGUUUUUGACCAAAGAACUUUCCAAGUUCUGGAAUUUGGAAGAAAAGGACUUUAAAAUUGUGUCAGCUUUCAGACUUGGAAGAUUUAUAAAGAAGGAGAGGCCCAGGGAUUGUUUGAUUACAUUGAGAUCGAAGGAGGAAAGGGAUAAGAUUUUGGGCCUACAUUACGAAAAGUCACUGGAAGUUUUGGAUAGAAGAAUUGAGAUAUAUAAAGAUAUCCCAAGACAACUGUUGGAUCUUAGAGCCGCCUAUUCUGAACUAGCUAAACUAUUAAGGAGCAACGCAAUUCCAUUCAGGUGGGAUUUUCCCCAGGGAUUGUCUUUUACCUUUAGAGCGAGAAAGGUUAAAAUUAGAACAUUGGAAGAGAGAGAUAAAUUUCUGGCUACACACGGAGAGGACCUACAUAAAGGAAUUGAACUACCUUCCGGGCCUGAGGCAAAGCCAGCAUCAAUACCUCCACCUCGGGAACUUGAAGAUCAAGAGAAGACACCACCCCAGGAGAAAUAACCAGAUAGAUCCAGGAUGUCUCUGCAACUGUUGAGCUGGAAUAUUAAUGGUUGCAAUAUCCCGGAGAAAAGGAAGAAAAUUUUUCAUAUAUUAAAAAAAGAACAAUUGGACAUUAUUUGUUUACAAGAAACACAUGUGACGAGGCUCCACAGAAAAGUGUUAACAAAUAAAAGAUUGGGCCAGGAAUUUAUUUCGUCGGAUAAAGUGAAGAAGAGAGGAGUGGUGAUAUAUGCAAAAGAGAGCCUGUCACCUAAAUUUCUAUUUAAAGAUGAACAUGGAAGGAUUUUGGCUAUUGAGAUACAAUAUCAAGGAGAGAAAUUGCUGAUAUUAGGAAUCUAUGCGCCUAAUGAAGGGAAAUCGGAAUUUUACAAGAAGUUGCAGGGGACAAUGCUGGAUCAUCUGGAUUACAACAACAUCAUAAUGAUGGGAGACAUGAACGGGGUCGUGUCAACUAACAUGGACAAGUCGCAAAGUCAAAACAUCACAAAAGAUGGCAGACUACCUAAAACCUUUUUGAAAUGACUGACAAUAUGGACUUGAUCGACAUUUGGAGAACAAAAACCCACUAGGUAGAGAAGGAACAUUCUUUUCUGAAGCCCAACUGACCUGGACAAGAAUCGACCAAAUAUGGAUCUCUAGAGGCCUGGCACCUAGGGUUAGAAAAGUGGAAAUCUGCCCAAAGACCUGUUCUGACCACAACGCAGUAAAGAUGGACAUGACACUACUACCAACUGGAUCCUUUAGAUGGAAGAUGAAUGACAAUUUGUUUAGAGAUCAGGAAAUUACCAAGAAGGCCCAAAAAGUUUUGAAAGAUUAUUUUGAGAUAAAUAUGAACAAUUCGGUGGAAAAAAGAAUCGUCUGGGACGCAAGCAAAGCUGUCAUGAGGGGUUUUCUGAUACAACAGAAUGUAGUAAAGAAAAAAACACAAAAUGAGAAAAAAGACAAAAUUUUGGAUAAAAUAAAAGACUUGGAGAAGAAAUUAAGAGUGAAUCCAAAGUCACAGCCAACUCUGAGAGAAAUUAAACUUUAUCAAACACAGUAUUCUAAAUUGAUAAAUCAGGAAAUUGAAUGGAAGAUCAAAUUAAUGAAACCAAAAACGUUUGAGUCGGCGAAUAAAUGUGGAAAACUGCUAUCUUGGCAGUUGAAGAGAAGACAAAGAUUAAACACGGUUACAAAUUUAGAGGUUGAUGGAAGAAACAUUCAGAAUCCAGUGGACAUUAGAAAGUGUUUCCAGAGAUAUUUUAAACUUAUAUACCCAAGGGCCGCAAGACGAAGUUGAGAUUAAACAAUUUUUGGCAAAAAAUGGAUUAUCUAAACUGUCACAAGAAAAUAGGACAAUCCUGAACUCUAAAAUAACACGACAGGAGAUUGAACAAGCCAUUCAGAACAUGCAACUUAAUUUAUGUUGCUGAGCUUGUUCCUGUUGGAAAGCUGGGGUUUGUAAGAGGUGGUGUGGUUACUGCCCUGGCUUCCUUGCCCCCGUUGCUAAACUUGGGUGCUUCAACUUCUAUUCUCCUUGCUAAUUUCCUGCAACUUCUGCUGCAGACAAGGAAGUCUGCAAGAUAUUUUGGAAACGUAAUUGUCCAAAAAGUAGAAAUGCCAGAAAUAUCCCUAGUAAGUUUGCAAGCAAAGCGGAGCAACGGGGGAAGGCACCAGCUGUUGGAAAGGAAACUGCUAAAUAUAGGAAUGCUGGUUAGGGCUGUGCAAAAUUUUGUGGGUGAGAUGGAGGGAUGUCGUUGGGGUGUGUGGGCAGGGGAGGGAGAAGGGCAGCAGCGUUUCAAGUGACUCAGCAUAAUCAGAGUCAUACUUGGGGAAAUACCUUUGCAUUACUAGGGCUAUUGGUGCGGACAGAACAAUUAACAUGUCCAGAACUGCUCUGACAGAUUCCCCUUAGCUUGCUGGAAAUGCAAAUCAGAAUCUCUUCUAGCUUCCCCAACCAAGCAGUGGGGUGAGCGAGAGGGAAGAGCAGAAAAGCAUGCAAGGCAAAGCCUUCCACACCCACUGAAACUUACGCCUUAGUCAGGCUGUGUGUGUAUGUUCCCACUUUGCCAUUGUUCAGCUUCUUCCCAAACAACUGAGCUGCAGGGGUUAAAUCUCCCCAACUCAAACUGCUUAGCAGCUGGUACAGAAACAGCUGAUUUAGGGCCAGGAGGGUAGUAGUUCUCCCACUCAGGGUGCUGAGCCGAGGGGGGUGCAAAAUUUUGGCCUUGCACUGGGCGCUAUAUUACGAAAGAUUAUCCAAUAUGCCUCUGCCAAUUUUCUUCUUUCUCUUUGAUAUUCUGUAAGUGCCGCAGUGCUAACUGUGGCACAGAGAACACCACCUCAGCUCAGUAAAGCAGAACCCAAGGCUACUUCGAGAGGAGAAAAGAAACACUGAAAUAACUCUACCAUUCCUUUAACCAGAGAUUGUAUUAAAUGCUUGACUGGGAUUUACAAACAUACCAGCUUUUCUUAGCACAAUGGGUUGAUGAAUGUGAUAUUUUGACCAUUUGCAGCCCCUUUUAGCAGAGUUUACAUCAACAUUUUUGCAAUUUAUUUUUAAAAAUGAUUUUGUUGCUCACUUUUUAUUUUAACUUUCAGACCGCUCAGGAAUCGGUGUAUUUGCUCCUAUUCCCUGCAAGUAAAGGUUCUUGACACUUAGGGAGAGAAAACAACAUUAAAUUUGACAUAACAGAUUCUUAAACUCUAUUGUAAGUGCUGUAAUUCCCACAGGUGAUUCAAAGGGUGUUUUCUCUUCACUCUUGACAUUGGUAUUAAGAAGAUUAGCAUGUGUAAAUAGGUUAUGAAUUUCUCAGUACGCAUUAAGGGCAAUGAUGAUUUUCAGUUUUCAUCACAUUGUGGCUAAGAUGUUAAAGGCACUAUCAGAUACUGACCCCCAAUAUUCUGCCUGGAGGUAAAAUUGAGAGUGGACCUCAGUGGUCCUUUAUAAUCCCUUCUCUGACUCAUUCUGGAAAGAAAGUUACAGGUCAGCUGGGAGUUUCUGUGUUUUGUUUAAAUGCAGGCAUCCUGUGUCGGUUUGAAUGUGUUACUUUCUUCCCACCCACCCCCAUGGAGGGAGCAUAAAACAAGAUGCACACUUCUCAUCUUGGAGAGCCAAGUAAUAUCUGAACAAGCGCUAAGAACUAAUCACUUUUGAGAAUAAAUCCAAGCCACCAUUAACUUUGUCUCAAAACAAACUCUGUUAUGCGAGAUGUAGACCUUAGUUGUCAGCAGUUGCAGUGCUGAUAUGGAUCAUUUAACAAGUUUCUGACCGAGUAAUUGUUGUAUUGUGGCACCUUUUUUAUUGAGAUAUGAUUUCUCAGAGUAAGUUAUAUUGUUCAGCGUGGCAGGGGGGGAAAGCUGACUCCAGGAGUUUUACCACUAAACAAUAUAACUUGCGUAAUUUUCCGUAGCGAUAGCUAUCCUCUGAACAACGUGAAGGAAAAUUGUGAAUAAUGAACUGAGAAACUAUGAGCAAACAGCAUAAGAAGCCAUUCCUGAUUUAGGACUUCUUUCCAAAGAUGACAUUUUGGAAGGAGUUUACAGAUCUUACUCACUUCAACGUAAUGUGUAAAAUUACAACACAAUGAUCAUCACAGUCUCUCAGAAAAAAAUAUUUUUUUCCUACCAGACAACUUUAGGACCAGAACUCUGUGUAGCUGACCUGGUUUUCGGCUGGCAAGGCUGUGGUUCAGAUAUUCUGUAACAGAGGUGGUGUCACUGGGGGUCAGUCAGCAGACUUCAGAAGAAAACAAAAUGUGAAUUCAGCUGGCUUUCCAUAAUAGAAGGUUUUACAUAAGUGCUUGACAAUGACUUACCAUUGGGCUUUUUAGAGAGUGCAAGUUUAAACAGGCAGACCUGGAGGGAGUCCUCUUAAACAUAUAACUAUCUGAACUUUGAGAAGCCUACAUAAUACAGUUGUUUACACUAGUGACUUCUGGAUAUUUCAAACACUUAGUGUAGAAGGAAAGAGAGAGAAUCUGGCAGCGAGGUUUCAUUUGUUGUGCCUUAGAUCUCGAAAAGUAGGAUUUGACUCAUGAGAGCUGGUACGGUACAGAACGAUUGUACAAUUAGAAAAGUUUUGACAAAUAUUGAAUCCUAGCAGGGACUGAGUGCCCAGUGCCGCCAGGGUAUUCUUAGAAGCCUCAAAGUUGUGAUUUUUAAAAGGAUAAUAUAAUUUGUAGAUUUUGACCUGUCAGGUAAUGUGUUUUUAUCUUGUAUUUUUAUUCUGUGAACCACCCUGAGAUUUCGUGAUGAAGGGCAGUAUAUAAAUUGAAUAAAUAACAAUAGUAGUAGUAGUAAUGUCAAAAAUCAGGUCAAGUUACACACAGGUAAUGUUCGGUCUACCAUCUUGAUUCAGAAUGGCACCUGGCACUCCCCAUCUCAGUUCAUGCCAAAUUUGGCAGCUGAACCUAUGCCAGAAAACAGGUGAAGUCAUGCCAAAGUGACAUUUCACUCCACAAUAUUGAUUCAGCAUGGUGCCUGGCGUCCAUAUGACAUCAAAGUCCACCACCCAUGCCUCGGAAAUCCCUAUGCUGAGUUUGGUGAUGAUAUCCUGACAGUCACCCAGACACAUAGAGCACAAACAGACAAACCAUUUCCCAACAUAUAUUGUAUAUAUAGUUAGAUGUGAAUUUAAAGGCCACUAGGGAAGAAGGCAUCAGGGCCUUUGAAUGUUUUAUUGAAGUCAAGGAACAGGAUAGAUCUAGAAACCUGUCUUAGAGACAGUGGUACCUCGUGUUACAUAUGCUUCAGGUUACAGACUCCACUAACCCAGAAAUAGUACCUCGGGUUAAGAACUUUGCUUCAGGAUGAGAACAGAAAUCGUGCUCCGGCGGCGUAGCGGUAGCAGGAGGCCCCAUUAGCUAAAGUGGUGCUUCAGGUUAAGAACAGUUUCAGGUUAAGAACGGACCUCCAGAACGAAUUAAGGACCUUAACCCGAGGUACCACUGUAUUUAAGAAGUCACACUAUUUCUGGAUUGGUUAUCUUGAACAGGAGCAGCCAUAAAAUGUUUUCUGAAGCAUCCAAGUGACCUAUGCAUUGGAUAAUCCAGAUCUGAGCUUCAAGAAAAACACAAUUAUCAAAAAGUGAUUUGCAAAACUAAAAUGUUUUUCUUUUCUGGAAAACUUAAGCACGGGAUAUUUCAUAUAUUCAUUUUUGAAUUAAGAUGGAGCUACAUAAGGCAAGAGUGGCAGCCCUGUGUGGAGUGCUGAUAUAACUUAAUGGUUAUAUUUGGUGUCAUUAAGGUGGACAUCUUUCUGCCAAUGACAUGUAGUGAGACACAUGACCAAGUGUACUAACUUACGAUAAUAGGAAUACCAUUUUUGGUGGUAACGCUGUAUUCUGUUCUUAGUCUCUCCUGACAGGAGAGUCUUUUUGGAUGGGCAGAUGUUGGUAUUUUGGAACGCUUUCAACAUAGUUACUUCCUAUGACAACAAGUGAGCCAUAAAGGGACUGUGCAUAUUAGUUCCAUGUGUACAUUUUCAAAUAGUCUAAAUUGUGGAACAGUGACUCUUAAGCGUGUCCUUUCCAAAAACCAUUAAACAGCUGCAGAAAUGUAAAUUCUCAGUUAAAGUACUUCCUUUUGAAUGCUCCUCUGCGAUUCAUUAUAGGCCUUAGUAGACUAUGACUCUCUCUUCUGGUAUGGAAGCGUUGAACUUCAUUCUGUUUGAAAGCUGAAGUUAAAUAUCUGCUAGGGCUCAUCAUCAUAGCCCAAGUGACUUAAUAAUAAUAAAUGCAACAUUAAUUAACAAGUCAUACAAUUUAUAGUUUUAUUGUUAGGAAUAAGUGUUGUAUUAGCUGGGGAGGUGCUAUGCUCUAACUCUGGCAAUAGCAGACAAGUAUAAUUAACCAUAGCAAUAUUUUCCACAAUUUUCUCUCUCUGUCUAUCUCUGUCUCUCUCUCCCCCCCCCCCAAUCCUCUCUUUGGUACUCAUCAAAACAUGCCUCGUGCUGGUUUAAGAUUCUUGGAAAACAGAUACUUCAGUCACUAUGUGUUGUCAGUUAGUCAAUUGCCCAUUGCUGUUUGUUCCAGCACUCAGAAUGUAUUGCAGGUGAAUAGACCACUUCAUCUGUGCUUAUUUAACUUAGUUUCCAAAGGAACAUGAUUGUCUUUUAAGUCUUAAAUUCCUUGAGGAUUAAUAUUGGGGGCGACCUAAAAAGGGGGCCAAAAGCCACACCUGCAAAGGUUAUCAGCCAUCCAGGAUCAUAAAUACUCUGCAGGUGUACAUAUCGCUGUCAUUCUUUAUAAGUCCUUUCUUUUACCUGUGACAACUGAGGUACACAAUGGAAAAGAUUAAAAGGAUCAGGCCUAGUGGGUUAGAUAGACCUAGUUGGAUAAGAGUUAGAAUUAGAUAAACCCAAUGAGAAAUUCUUCCAGAAAUGAAAUAUCCAAGCUUGAGUUCCUAAAUGUCUUGGGUUCAGCUUCAUUAUUAGGUUCUAUGGAAAGUGGUAAAUACAUAUAUUGCGUGCACCUUGGCCUAACUACCAUCUUAGGGAUGUGUACAAAAACCACUGCAUGUAUUUUUAUAUUAUUGUAAUACAGUGGUACCUUGGGUUACAUAUGCUUCAGGUUACAGACUCCGCUAACCCAGAAAUAGUGCUUCAGGUUAAGAACUUUGCUUCAGGAUGAGAACAGAAAUCGUGCUCCGGCAGCGCGGCAGCAGCAGGAGGCCCCAUUAGCUAAAGUGGUGCUUCAGGUUAAGAACAGUUUCAGGUUAAGAACAGACCUCCGGAACGAAUUAAGUACUUAACCGGAGGAACCACUGUACGAUGAUUAUACUUGGUCCCUGUUCAUUACCUUGCUGCAUAUAUAUUUUUUGUAUCAAGUGAAGGUUGAGAUCCUUUUUGAAGGCAGCGCUACAUAUUAUACAUCAUAGCAACCUUACAUUGACUUUCAAGAACAUGAAUCGUUGCAGCAAGAUCAUCCUUAUCCAUAAAAGGGUGCAGUUGGUGCACCAGAUGAUGUUGGUGGAAGCUGCUUUGUACCGCAGAGACCACUUGCGUAGCUGUAGACAAAGAUUGAUCACUACCACCAUAAAGGGAAAAUGCAGCAUUGUUCAGCACAGGCUGAACUCCUACGCCCUGGUUAAGAAAAACAAAAACAAAAAGCCUUGCACUUACAGUGGUGCCUCGCAAGACGAAAUUAAUUCGUUCCGCGAGUUUUUUCGUCUAGCGAAUUUUUCGUCUUGCGAAGCACGAAAUCCCAUAGGAAUGCAUUGAAAUUCAAUUAAUGCGUUCCUAUGGUCAAAAAAGUCCAAACAAAGCCAAAUUUGGUACAACAAGAGUUUAUUAAGUGCUCUUUAAAGUCACACAUACUGUAAAGAGCAUUUCAAAAAUUGAAGGAACAAUAAAUUCAAAAAUUGAAGGAACAAUAAAAAUCAUAAAAAUUCAGAAAAAAACCACACAAGCUUCCAGAUUCUUGCAAACCCCUCCUCAACUGUUCCCCCAGCCACCCACCACACAGAAAUUCAAAUCCAGAUUUUUUUUUAAAAAAACAGCAGAGUGGCCCAAUGGUCACAAAAAAUCAUAAAAAUGCAGGUAAAAAACCACAAGCUUCCAGAUUCUUGCAAACCCCUCCUCAACUGUUCCCCCAGCCACCCACCACACAGAAAUUCAAACCCAGAAUUUUUUUUAUAAAAAAAACAGCAGAGUGGCCCAAUGGUCACAGAAAAUCAUAAAAAUGCAGAAAAAAACACACAAGCUUCCAGAUUCUUGCAAACCCCUCCCCAACACCAAGUCCUUGAAUUCCAAACACCCCAACCCAAAAUCCAAAACCCACCAACAAAGUUUUAAAAGUUUAACUUACCAAAUGGCUGCAAAUGAAGUUUUGGAAAAGCUUCUAAAUUCACCAAAGUCUUCAAAAACCUCAAAAAAGGCUACCACACUGCGUGCUAUGAGUUGCUCCUCGAAGUCAAGUCGCAACUGCACCUCUUCAAGCAAUGCACCCCGGGUAUUAACGGUUUUACGAAAAAGGAAACAAACUUGCAAGACGUUUUCGUCUUGCGAAGCAAGCCCAUAGGGAAAUUCGUCUUGCGAAGCAGCUCAAAAACCGCAAAACCCUUUCGUCUAGCGAGGCAUUCGUCUUGCGGGGCACCACUGUAUAGUACUUCCUUUUGAAAGCUACAGGGAAGUUCUUAAUAUUCAAUUUUCAUAUAGGAUGGCCCUAUGGUUCCUUCUGAUAGUUUGAGAACCUCUAGUCUUCCUACAUGCAUUAAAGCAAUUCUCUGCACUUGCAGUUGCAAAAUAUGCCAAUCCCUGUUGACUUUGCUUUUAUAUUCUAUUUCAGUUUGUGGUUGUAAUAUUAAUAAUGGGUAUAUUCUACUUCUACUUUGCCAUGCUUAUUUUCUACGCAGUAGAAAAUUUGUGUGAUAAGAUACCACCUUCUUCUGCUCAAUGGUAAUGAAUGCCAUGUUUGGCUGUAGGAAUUCUGAGACAUGUUUUCUAUUGCCAAUGUCUCAACUCCAAUAUGUGUAUACCCAGUCCUCCUUCAGACUAAUCUGGUGGUGGCCAACCUGUGGUCCUCAAGAUGCUGCUGGACUUCAACUCCCAUCUGCCCCAGCUGCAUGGCCAACAGUCAAGGUUAAUGGGAGCUGUAGUGAGGCAGCAUCUAGAAGACCACAGGUGAGAUGCUCCUGGUCUAAUAUCUCUAAUCACAGGGGAACAUGGAAUCUGUUUGGGGAUAAAACUGAACACCAGUUCUUAGAGUAGGAAGUGAACCCUAACAAAUGACAAAGCCACUAUACAUAUUUCAUCUUGUGAUAAUAUAUAACAAUAGUUACCUUGGGCAUGGUGCAGUGUAGAUUGAUCUUUGCUUUGCUGCCAAGUGAGGCUGGUGACUUCAACUUCUAACAAAAAUAAUGUAAGAGGAGCAGUGCUGGAUCAGACCAAGCAGCUAUCUGGCCCAGCAUCCUCUUUCUCACAGUGGCUAGCAAGUUGUCUCUGGAGAGCCCCAAAACAGAGCUUGAGGGCAAUAGCCCUCUCCUGCUGUCCCCCAACAACUGGUAUUCAGAGGCAAAGUCAUGAGAUGAGAAUUCUCCUGGGUUCUAAGAGUGACAUUCUUGGGUUCUAAGGUAUGAGGUUCUCCUGGGUUCUAAGGUAUGAGAUUUUACUCCAUUAAUCAAAUUUGUCUUCAUCAAGUUGUGCUUUGGGAUCCAGUGGCAGGAAAUUACCGUAUUUUUUACUCUAUAAGACUCACUUUUCCCCUCCUAAAAUGUAAGGGGAAAUGUGUGUGCGUCUUAUGGAGCGAAUGCAGGCUGCACAGCUAUCCCAGAAGCCAGAACAGCAAGAGGGAUUGCUGCUUUCACUGCGUAGCGAUCCCUCUUGCUGUUCUGGCUUCUGAGAUUCAGAAUAUUUUUUUUCUUGUUUUCCUCCUCCAAAAACUAGGUGCGUCUUGUGGUCUGGUGCAUCUUAUAGAGCGAAAAAUACGGUAAUUGCUUACAUUGCCUCCCCCCAAUUUGCUUGAGUUCUGUUUGUGAGGAGAUCUAGCAAUGUUUUUAAAAAUGGCACUUGACUAGUUUUCCACAGACCUGGCAGUGUGUCAGAACAGUGAACUAAGAAGUCCAAACUAGGACAGCAAAAGCAUUGUUCUUGUGUUCACGGCAGGAAGCUUGUUCUAAUGUCUCUGACUGUUGGUUCAGUUCCAGAGCACUUUAUUGGAGUUUCAGUGCAAGGGUGAAAUAGUUAAAGCAAAUGGAUAAAGCAGAACAAAAUGGAGAAUAGCCAGAUUCUAGUAACUAUUAACUUAAUGAAAUGCAUUAUGAUGAAUGGAUGAUAUAGUUAUUUCAAAGAUAUACAUGCGAUGUUACACCUUCCCCCACCCAAACAUUGCCUUGCCUACUUCCCAGCACAUACUUGGACUCGUGAUUUAAGAUCCAUAGUGAUGUGCUAGUACCGUAUCACACAGCACAGACAAAGCUGUUGUCCAAGAAUGGAUGGUGCUCUAGCAAAAAUAUGGCCAUAUUUCAAGCUAGGUUUUCACUUAAAUUGUGUGGUGCAGAUGUAUCACAUCUCUGUGUGGUUGAGGCCAUGGAUUUACGGAGAUGCUCUGUUGUUCUUCCCCCACCCCCAAAAUGCUUCAUCGUUUGCAAAGAACAAGGUUCCUGGAUUAUUAACGUCUUCAAGCUAGAAAUGCUUAAUAUUAUUGAAGAGUAGAGCACUACAGUGGCCAAGCUGGUCUUUAAGGAUCCAGUGUUUUGAGUUUGUCAGCAGCACAUCUUCACAUUCCUUCUCAUUGAUGCAGUGUUUGUCUACAUACUUGGGUUGCAAUGAAGAAGUAGAUGAAUUAUAAUGUGGUUGGGAUGUAAUAUAUGGCAAUAUUUACCCAGUAUGCUGGAUAUGACUGAGAUAAUAAUAAUAGAAACCUGAUAGCCUUCAUUCUUUUUAAGGCUGAGUUUUGGCUUCCAUUUGCUGCCUCAUAUCGCUUUACCAUCUACCAUUGCCAUUAAUUUUUAUGUAUCAUCUAAUCUUCAGGUGUUAUGUAUAUUCUCAAAUAUAUUGCAUGUAAUGUAAAAUGGCUUUAAUGGCAGUCUGAGACCAUGCACAUGUUUUGAAUAUCAAACAAUUAAUUACUAGGUUUGUUGAACAUUAAAGCUAAAGUUGCAGUUGAAGCAAUCGUCGUAAACAAGGCAAACUAAUAAAAAUGAAAUGAGCCUGAAGCGCAAGUUUCAAUUAUGGGCAUGCUUUUAGAACAAAGCCUCUUGGCAAUCAUGAACAGUUCAAGUGUAGUCUUUGUGCACUGAAGCGUUGAGAUUUCGCUUUGUCUCAUCUUCCUCUUCUCUGUGGCCCAAACAGUAGCUGCAGAGCCUUGGUUUAUUUACUUCAUGUGUACGGCUUGCUCCUCUCUGUUGAGUCCACUCAGCUUCACCACACUGUGGCGUGUUUAAAACUGGAACAGUUGGGGGCACAUAGAGGCCAGGAGAUAAGCAUAAGUAGAGUUUGAGGGAGGCGACAGCCACAACUCUGCCACAACUGUAGGGCCUGAGUGUUUUUUCUAAAGUGGGGGAACACUGGUAAGAAGGCGCUAUCUGCCAAAGUGAACUCCACUGCCAUUACUAAGGAGAGAAUCCAGUAGGGACUUCGUCUGAGCUCAGAAAGCACUACAACAGUGUUUCCCAAACUUGGCCCCCCAGCUGUUUAUGGACUACAACUCCCAUCAUCCCUAGCUAGCAAGACCAGUGGUCAGGGGUGAUGGGAAUUGUAGUCCGUAAACAGCUUGAAACCCAAGUUUGGGGAACACCACAAUAGAAGCUUCCUUCAUGCUCAGCUAUCUGAAUCCUAGAGUAUAUUUCAAAUAUGUACUAUAAUCUGUAGUAAUUCUAUGUAAUAUAUACCGUAUUUUCCGUCCCAUAGGACGCUCCGUCCCAUAGGACGCACCUAGUUUUUGGGGGGGGAAAUAAAGGAAUUUUUUUCCCCUUUAUUUCCCCCCCCAAACCAGGUUGGGGAAACCGAACCAGGUCAAGGAACAGCGGGAUGGUGGCGCUGCGCCUCCUUGCUGUCCCCCGAGCUUGUGGGGCUGGCCGAUGUCUGUCCGGCGGGCGGGGCACUCUGCUUCAGGGCGCCCCUCGCGCCGGGCGGCAGGCUGCUAUCCGCAGCAUAGACAGCCCUGCGGGACCUCCUGCAGGGCUGCCUAGGCUGCGGAUGUGUUCCCGAAGCGCCGGGCGCUCUGCUUUCAGCACGCCCGGCGCUCCGGGAAGCAGGCUGCUAUCCGCAGCCUAGGCAGCCCUGCGGGAGUUCCCUAGGGCUGCCUAGGCUGCGGGUGUGUUCCUGAAGCCUGGAGAGCGAGAGGGGCUGGUGCCCACCGACCCCUCUCGCUCUCCAAGCUUCAGCGAAAGCCUGCAUUCGCCCCAUAGGACGCACCCAGAUUUCCCCUUCAUUUUUGGAGGGGAAAAAGUGCGUCCUAUAGGGCGAAAAAUACGGUAGAUAUGUAAGUGCUGUGUGAGAGAAUUCAGCAGCCAGGUUGCUCACUGGGGUGAGAAGGUUUGAGCAUAUAAUGCCCAUCCUGGCCUGACUGCACUGGCUGCCAAUUAGUUUCUGGGCCUGGUUAAAAUGUCACCUGCUCCCCUAUAAAGCCUAAAAUGGCUCAGGACCACAAAACCUCACGGACCACCUCUCCCCAUAUAAACAGACCUGAACCCUGCAAUCAUCAUCUGAGGCCCUUCUUCAUGUGCCUCCUUCAUGAGAGGCCCAGAGGGUAGCAACAUGAGAAGAGGCCUUUUCUCUGGUGGCUCCUUUAAAACUGUGUUGGGGGGGUUGUUUUUGUUUCUAAGUAUGUUACAUAUUUUUGUGUUUUAAUUUUGUAAACUGCCCUAUGAUCCUUGGAUGAAGGGCAGUAUAGAAAAUUGAUCAAUAAAUAGAAUAAAAUAAAUAGAUACACUUGGUACAGAAACCUCCAGUGACUCACUAUGUAGGAUGGACAUUGGGUUGCUGAACUAGAGAUGAGAAUUUGGUCCCUAGCAAGGGGGUGGGAAGAAUAUGGCUCUUCCAGGGAACAGGGGAGCUAAGUCAGCAGCAAAAGAGUAACAGAGCCUGGGAUUAAAAUAUAUACUGCAAGCUCCACAGUUCAGUUCCUUCAAUCUUGACCCCCGACCCCCAGCUGGACCUCGUUUUCAAAAGAUGCUGAACUAGAUAGACUGUCAAUUUCAUUCAGCAGGACUGCUCUUAUGAUUGUGUCUUUCUAAAAACAAAAAAGUAGCUUCUGUAUUGAAGUACUGUAUCCUAGUAUCUGUUUUCUUUGUGUGAUUAUAUUUAUAUUUUUCAAUUCACUAAAUAAGUAGAAGACAGAACGUAGUAUCUAAAAGCAAUGUGGGUGUGUGUCAUCUUGUUCAAUUUAGAUUUUUUUUCCUGGCUUGUGUUUUACAGGAUCAGUUCGACAAUUUAGACAAGCACACACAGUGGGGCAUUGACUUCCUGGAAAAAUAUGCAAAAUUCGUUAAAGAAAGGAUAGAGAUUGAACAGAAUUAUGCAAAGCAAUUGAGGUAAGCUUUAUUUUACAAGUUCCAUUUCCCUUCAAACUUCUAUUACCUUUUAAACUGUUUUGGUGUUUUGUUUUUAUUUCCUAAUUAUAUUUUUAGUUAAAAGUAGUUCCCGUACUGUAGGAGAAAUCGAAUAUGCAAAUAUUGUUGUCCUGGAAAAAUAGCCAUACUUGAUCCACGUAGCUAAAAUCACCUUUUCUUUUCCAUCUGAAUUGGUUACUCCUUACUACAGAUUCACGGGCAACAUGAUUUUUUAUCCCCCUGUUGCAGCAAAAGUAGAGACAUGUUUGUCAUUCAACACAAGCUUGCAAGUAGCAUAGCAUGCUUUGCAAAGCAAGCAAGGCAGAGAUGGACUGUCUUGAUCAAUAUGCAUUGAAUGGAGGAGCCCCUUAACUGUGUUACACUGAGGACUGGUGCUGUGGCUCACAUUUCUUCCAUUAUGGUUGCUAUGGGGGUGCUCGAAAAACCUCUGAAUUAAAAUUCGAGUGCUCCCUUAUUUUCUUUUAAGGCUGUAAAGCUUAUCUGUGUGUAAAGGCGUAAAUAUACUCGCAUCCAGAAUUGCUUUGCUGCAUCCACUGCAGCUGCUUUGUAUUGCUGAAGAGGCAAGCUGUGUUGUCUUUUGUGCUUCCGUCAGCAUGUGGUGCAAACAUCAAAGAAACCUCAGCAUUUUCCUCUACUAUCUUCAUUUUCAUUUGUGGGUAGGCACCACUGGCCACCUUUGGAAAGCAAGGGGAAAUCCUGUUGCUCUAGUUUUUCUAGCCAGUUCCCCUUGCAUGUACUGGGAACUGUAGACAUGUUUCUCCUGGGUGAGUUGUAAGAGGCACUGAGCAGUGACCCUGCUCUGGAAGAAACCCUUCUGCAGUACUGCAUGGAGACAGCCUCCCCCUGAGUCAAAACAGUAGUGCUGAAGACUUCUGUUUUAUGUAGAAGCAUAGAAGAUCGGCAGGGAAUCUUGUAAUAGAUUCUGGAGACCCAGUCCUUUAAUAUGCACAGCAAAGCAUAGAACAGGGGUCAGCAAGGUUUACCUUGCCUGGGCCGGUUCACUCCAGUGGAGAUCCCUCCGUGGGCCGCAUUGCACGUGCGCCCGUGAUUGUCUGCGUAGACAUGAUUUCCAGCGUCUGUGCAGAUGUGAUUUCCUGCGCCACGAAAGCAAGUCCCCGCAACGCGCUGCACCAGUUUAGCGCAGCGGGUGGCUCAAUUCAGGGGUUGCUCGUGAGCUGGUUGAACGACCCCUGUGGGCUGCUUGUGGCCCAUGGGCCUUAGGCUGCCGACCCCUGGCAUAGAAUCAAAUUAUUUGACCCAUUGAAAUGAAUGGACAACAUAGUAAUGUUGAUUCAUUUCAGCUGGUCUGCUCCAUGAGAAAAAAUUAGUUGACUACCACCUAUCAUGCCUUAGCAAACGAAGCUUCAAUAUUCUUUUCUUGUUUUGACACAUGCAGAGUCUGUAUCUCUGUAUUAUCAGAAUUGCAGGAAAAAUAAAUGUAGAGCUGCAUAAUAAAGUGUGUGCACUGCUUUUCUCUACCAGUUUAUUGAGUGGCCUUUUGGCUGUGAACUUUUCCACAUGGAACUUAACCGAUAUAUUUUAAGCCUCUUUUCCAUGAACAGUGUAAACAAGUAAUCCGCUUGCAUGUAUUAUUUUCUGUGCGGGGGUCCAUAGGUAAAAAGCGACAACUGUUUUAAGUGUAUGCGUAUCUUAAUUUUCGGUGUUAACUGAUCUACUAUAUAUGCAUUUUUUAAAAGACUUCACCUUUCAAGUAACCUGGGCUUGUAGUUUCUUCUGAAAUGGUAGUAAUUUGGGAUGUAUGCCGAUGUGCUCUAUUUUUACUUCAAUCUUGUCUUAGAAGCUAGUACUCUAAAGAAAAAUUGGGAAUUCCAAGAUAAAUAAUGGGGAACAGUCUUGAAUCUCAGAAAGUUCUGGAUCUGAGCCUCAGUUGCUCUUACCUUCUCUGUCUGCAUUCAGUUGCAAACAGGACCUGACUCCAUUGUGGGGGUUUUGUUUUUGUUUUGCAAUUAUCCAUUCUAAUCCUAGAUACAUAAGGAUACAUCAAGUUAUCAGCUGUUGUUUAUGAUUAAAGUAGCCAAUGUUGAUUUAAAAGGGGAAACAGUUUGUUCUGUUUACUUCCUCUCUUGACUACAGCUAAGUGUUCUAAAGGCUAACUUACUUUCUUCUUAUAAGCAACUGUUGUUGUUCUUUUCACAUUAAUACUCAUGUCCUGAGUGCAGCUUUGUUGAGCUGUAUAUAUAAACGCUCAUCUUCAUAAUAACCGAGUGGCUAGGAGACAAAAGUUUUGCGAGUUUGCCUGACUUCUUUUCUCUGAAUAAAUGAGUAAUGUGUAUUCCAUAUUCUAGAUUUCCAGUCAAGGACAAUUCCGUUGUAACACGAUACAGCAAGGUAUCUAGAGGGAAUUCCUGGAUUUGAAAGCUGAAGAAAGUUGCUUAAAUGGCUUGAUUAUCUUCUGCAGUGGGAAACUAUGUAAUUGUGCACAGCCAAAUGAAGAUUUAGUUACCUAAAUGACUAUAUUUAGAAACUUGGCAAGCUGUCUGGAUGCUCUACUAGUUUGAAUUCUAAAUUGGAAACAAAUGGUCACGAUGUGGGCCCUUGUUUCUGAAGGCUGUUCUUCUUUAAUUGAAAUUGAAAACAUAAGAUGUUGAUUAUUAUCCAAAUGUAGAUGUGGCAGACUUUCCUUGAACAACUGUGCAAAUGGACUCUUAUUCAAAAGAGAUUCAGUGCUGAAAGUUAUUCCUCCCCAUUAUUAUUUACAAAAGUUUUUAUCGGAGGUAGAAUGCCUUUGUUUCAUGAACAGAACGCUGCAGCUAGCCUGGUGACUGGAAGCAGCUUCCGGGACCAUAUAACUGGUCCUAAAGGAUCUUCACUGGCUCCCAGUACGUUUCCGAGCACAAUUCAAAGUGCUGGUGCUGACCUUUAAAGCCCAAAGGGCCUUGGCCAAGUGUACCUGAAGGAGUGUCUCCAUCCUCAUCGUUCACUGAGGUGAAGUCCUCUUCCAAGGGUCUUCUGGUGGUUUCCUCACUGCAAGAGGUGAAGUUACAGGGAACCAGGCAGAGGGCCUUCUCGGCAAGUGGCACCCUCCCUGUGGAACACCCUCCCUUCAGGUGUCAAGGAGAUAAAGAACUACACAACUUUUAGAAGACGUCUGAAGGCAGCCCUGUAUCAGGAAGUUCUUAAUGUUUGACGUUUUACUAUGCUUUUAUAUGUUCUGUAAGUCACCCAGAGGGCUGGGGAAACCCAGCCAGAUGGGCCGGGUGUUGUUGUUUAGUCGUGACCGACUCUUCAUGACCCCAUGGACCAGAGCACGCCAGGCACUCCUCUCUCCCACUGCCUCCCGCUGUUUGGUCAAACUCAUGCUGGUGGCUUCGAGAACACUGUCCAACCAUCUCGUCCUCUGUCGUCCCCUUCUCCUUGUGCCCUCCAUCUUUCCCAACAUCAGGGUCUUUUCCAGGGAGUCUCUUCUCAUGAGGUGGCCAAAGUAUUGGAGCCUCAGCUUCAGGAUCUGUCCUUCCAGUGAGCACUCAGGGCUGAUUUCCUUCAGAAAUGGGCCGGGUAUAAAUAAUAAAAUUAUUACUAUUAUUAUCAUCAUUAUUACAUGCAGUGCGCAAUCCAGCCAAAGCUGGUUCUGAAGACCUAUUGAUUUCACUGAGAAAGUUAAGCAAGUGUUUAAAUUUCUUCCAGUGAAACCUAAUUAAAUACAGUGGCGGUGACAAAUUCUUUUUUCCAUGGAGGAUUCUGGAGAUAAGGCAGGACACCACUGUGAAAAAGGCCCUAUUUUUAGUCACCAUUCAGCUAUGAAAUGGUGCAUCUGAUUCAUUACUAUGUAACAGUACAAAGUGAAAUCCACUAGUUAGCGUUCCUUUUCUUUUGUGAAUGCAGUAGAUAACAAUAGUACUAGAACUCUGAUCAUAACCAUUUAAAUUAGAUUUGUGACUAUCACAAACUAGAAAUCUCGGGUGAGAGUUCUAUAUGACGUUGAAUCUGAACAAGCAAAAAUAGUACAGCUUCUAUCCGAAUUUUUUUGUUUUAAGUGUUCAAAUCCAAAGAUUCCAGGGCAGUGUACGACAUUAAGAAGACGUCUUACAGAGCAUAAUACUAAAAACAUAAUAAAAAGCAUAAUACAAAAAUAAUAAUAAAAUAACCAUAACAGUCUCUGCCCCCCGCCCCCCAGCUUUAACAGGCCAUAGAUUAUUUAAUGGCCAACAUCCUGGGUAAAGAGGAAUGUUUUGCCUGGCACUUAAAGACAUGUAAUGAUGGUGUCAGGUGAGCCUCUUUAGGGAAAGCAUUCCACAGACAGGGAGCCACCACAGAAAAGGCCCAUUAUAAUGUUGCCACCCUCUGAAUCUCCUGAGGACUUAGAGUGCCUUGGGUGACAAACACAGGGUCCAGGUCGGCUCAUAUGGGGAGAGGCAGUCUUUAUAAAGUAUUGAGGUCCUGAGCCGUGUAAGGCUUUAUAGGGGAGUGGGUGGCAUUGUGGUCUAAACUACUGAGCCUCUUGGGCUUGCCGAUCGGAAGGUUGGCGGUUCAAAUCCACGUGGCGAGGUGAGUUCCCGUUGCUCUGUCCCAGCUCCUGCCAACCUAGCAACUCAAAAGCACACCAGUGCAAGUAGAUAAAUAGGUACUGUUGUGGCGGGAAGGUAAACAGUGUUUCUGUGCGCUGUGGCACUCCUCACGGUACCCCAUUGCACCAGAAGUGGUUUAGUCCUGCUGGACAAACGCCAGCUCCCUCGGCCUGAAGUGAGAUGAGCGCCACACCCCAUAGUUGACUGGACUUAACCAUCCAGGGGUCCUUUUCGCCUUUGCCCCUUUUACCUUUAUAGGUCAACACCAGCACAUUGAAACUAAUUGGCAGCCAGAGCAGCCGGGCCUGGAUUGCUAGUUGCCCUGGUGCAUUUUUAUGCAUUGCAGCCUUUUUAGGGAUUUAGUGCCAAUACUACCGUAUUGCAAAUGGCAGAACCUGGAUUAGCUGUCUGCAUGGCAAUUAGUAAUCUGCAGUUGUGACCCUCCCCCACUGUCAGUCCAGUCUGUCAGGGAGUAUGCAUGCGUGUGCUUUCCUGGUAAGUAUUUUCCAUUCUUAUCUGCAACACACCAGAAAAUCUCUUCAAAAGACUCUCUUGUGCAGUUGCCUGGUUACAGCAUUAUUGUUUCGUCUCCUGAAUAAUAAUGAGUUAGAUUUUAAGCCUUCCCACUUUGCUCAGCUCUGUGCAGCAGACAUAGAGAUUAAAGAUGGAUAACGUAACGUAGAAAGGUAUGGCUUUAGGUAGCUUAAGAAUGACAUUUCCCUCUUUUUGGCCAGAUCUAUCGUCGUCUACCUUUAGUAUAUGUUUUCCCAAAACAAGCAACGUAGUCCAGUAUCUAAAAAUUCUUUAAUAUAUUCAGAGUGCCAUAAUAAAUCUUAUAUUUAUAUUUGGCAAUAUGAUUUUUAUUAUCAAAAUCUCAAUACUGAGACUUCCUGAAAUAUGGAGGGAAGCAUCAGAAUCAUGUGCUUUGUCAUAACAGUGUAUCUAGUAGGUGGGGAAACUGGUGAGAUAAUAAAUACCCAACAAAUUCUACGGGGACACAUUUCAUAGCAGGCUGUAAAGCAGGGGUCAGCAACCUAAGGCCCACGAGGCUUGUCUAACCAGCCCAUGGAGACCUUCACUGCCUGCUUUUACCGGCGCAGCGUGGGGACAGUCUUCUGGGUUGAUGGCUCCUGUGCGCAUGCGCACGGGUGCUCCUCCGACCCGGAUGUACACCAGAAAUAGCGUGCGCACAUGUGCGGGACGGCGAAGUGCGCAUGUGCACACACUAUUUUCAGUGCAGUUCCGGAUUGGAGGAGCGCCAGAAAUAGCUUGUGUGCAUGUGCACGGGCGCUCCUCUGACCCGGAAGAGUGCGCAUGCACACACGCUCCGGCCCAUCCUCCAACGGCCGGAGUGUCGACCCACCCAUCCUCGGAUAAGGUCACCAAACUCUGCUGUAAAGGGUUGUGCCUACCUCCCCAGAACCUUUUUCACCAUGGGAAUGCUUUCAGCUGGGGUUGUCAGCCACCUAAAGGUUUGUUAAAACUGAUUUAUCAUUUUCGUCUUUGCCAGUUUGUCAAUUACCUAGAAAUUUGGUGGGUGGGAUGGGAAGGUGGCAUGGGGUGGGGAAACAGAAUAGAGUAUCCCAAAGGAGGGUGGCUGCCUAGCUGAACAGGAGCACUCCUGUUCAGAGGUAAGGCUACACUGCAACAUUUUGUUGCCGGUUGCUUUCUAUUAACAAAGCCUCCACAAAGGUGCCUUUUGAGAUACUAAAGGAGGUGUUAAUAUAAUGUAUGACCUAAUGAACAAGAGAUACUACUUAAGAAAGGUCUUUUAAUAGCUGAAAAAUUGUUCCCCUUACAGUAACAUAUCAGAACCCAAGGAGCCUUGAAAAAUAACAUAAGUGUCCUUAGCAUUCAGACUUGCUGAUUAAAAUUGUCUCACCCCCUCCAACCUUGAUUUGUCAACAGACUAAGCUGAUUAAAACUUGCAUUCCGAGUUACACCAUUAAGGAAGGUAAAAAAACCUAACAAGCUCCUUCUAAAAAUAACUUGUUUUUGCAAGUAAAAUCACGCCUGCAAAAUGCACAGGCUGUUACGGCUCAGUGCAUUAUUUGUGUAAGGUAACUUCCCUGUUGUAUAUUACUGAAGCAUGAGAGUAUAAUCUGAAUUUUUAAAUGCACAAAACUAUAGCCCACUCAAAUUGCUGCAUAAUAGUGAACUCUACUAUGUGCAUUCAGCGAUGACUCAAACCUUUGGGAUGCUGGAAUACCAGCUGAGAAUCUGGAAUACCAGCUGAGAAUCGUUUACAUUUUGUUCAGUGGUGCACAUUCAGUGUUGUUAGGUUACAUUGGUCCUGUUGAACAGGGCUGUCUUACACAGCCCCCCCCCCCAGGUUGCCCAGUCCCGGGCGUGCAGGAGGGUGGAGCCGCCCGUCCGCCUCAGCAUCUCACUGGCUUGGUCGCCCCUGAACUCCUGGUGCAAAGCGGCGCUCCGACCAACGGGUGGGCUCUUCUCCAGACUCAACUCUCCGGCCCCGGACUCUUGGCCUGGCGCCCCUGAGAGCCUGGGGCCCGGGUGCCCUGCACCCCUAGCGCUUAUGCAUAAGACGGCCCUGCUGUUUAAUUUGAUAUGUUACAAGUGCAUGGUUUUCUUCCACACAUGUGGAAGAUGGAGUGUUUCAUUCACUCAGUUCUUUCUUCAAGUGAACGAAACAAUAUAGUUUACCUUCUAUCCCUGACAAGCACGUACUUGGUUUGUUGAACAUUAAAACUAGCCUAUUAUUUCCAAGCCAUUAUUGUUGUUGUUGUUACAGCAGGGUUGGUGCCUGUUUCCCCCCAAAUAGCAUUAAAUUGGAACAUUGCCCUACCUUCCCCUUAGUAUGUAAGUGUGAGCAUCCAGAUAACCUUAUUGUCUGUUCCUUGUGUAAUAUAUUUGGAAUCCCUGCCCUUAUCUUAUAUUUGACAUUCCUCCUGAGCCCAGUAGGAUUGGGUUUGUGGCACCUUACAUUGACUGUGGACCAACUUAGGUUCUCAUGCUUCUGGCUUGGCUGUGCUAGUUCUUGGUCACGGAAAAAAAGCAGCUGCACAAACAAAGCGAUUUGUCAGAAAUUCAGAAUUUUCCUGGGAAAGUACUGUCAAGUUUGCAGCUAUUUUCCCCGAGGAUGAAAUUUACUUUGGCAUGUUUGUGUGUGUUGUUGUGUUUCCGGAUCUUAUAAAUCUGCUUGCAUCCGUUCUUGACAUCCAUUCCAUUCUGAUAAAUUCCAGAAAGUCUUGCUUGUGUAGCUGCACCUUCUUUGCAUUACAUGGUUGUGUUUCCAUUAUCUAUAUUGCCCUAGAAACUAUUUGGCACUGACAUAAUGCCAUUAAACAAAAGUGUGAUUUGUGGGAGUCUUAGCUUUGGAGUGGGCCUUCCAUACUGCAAUAGUAGGGUUUCCUAAAUUUGUCAUAGCCAACUGACUUCCCCUUUGGAAAGAAAACUAAUUUACUCCCAUAGGGAAAAAGGGAACUAAACAUCACUGUUUGUUGUGAUGUAUCAUACAGUUCUUUCUUUAGUAUAACCCAAACAAAGCUGUUAGCUUUACAUUUCAUAUACAGUCAUACCUUGGUUUUCAAACAGCUUAGUUCUCGAACAUUUUGGCUCCUGAACCCUACAAACCCGGAAGUGAGUGUUCCAGUUUUCAAACGUUUUUUUGGAAGCUGAACAUCCAGCAGGAUGUUCCUGCAGCCAAUCAGAAGCCAUGCUUUGGUUUGUGAAAGUUUUGGAAGUUGAACGGACUUCCGGAACGGAUUCUGUUCAACUUCCAACUGUACUAUUAUUAUUAUUACUAGUAGACCCAAGUGCUUUUUGAAGAGAUGGGUUGAGAACCCAGAUCUCUGGCAUAACAGAAUACAUUUUCAUCAACAUUCUAUCAUGGCCUCUUAAACUGAAUGUGUUAACCAUAUGUUAACGUUUAAAUCAAACCAUCUUCCAUAGUUUCCCUUUGUGGGGAAAGUUUCCUAUUGUCAUCAGCUCUUUCUAUUUUUAAAUAACUCAAAAACCUCUUUAUUUCUUCAUUGCUAACUUCUGUGACUUUUCUUUCCCUGGGAUUAUGUGAAUGUUGUAGUGUUUAGACGCAAUAUAACUUUUAUAUACCCAAUGAGUAUAGCAAGAGAGUUUGACUUUAAGGUUUGAUAAUAAAACCAGGAUCCGUAGUGGGACUAAUAGCCCAAGGGGAAAGUUGUACAGAAGUUUAGUUCCAUUCUUUAAUGCAUCGCUUGGGGAAAGAAAAUAGAUUUCCUGCUGAAGAACAUGAAAUAUAUACAUUAUUCCUUUGUGGGAAUAUUUGUGGGCAGUGAAGUAACUUGAGGCCUCUGGAAUCCUUGGAAUUCCUGCUGAACUCUUUAAAAUGUAUUAAACUAGGCAUUCUGUUACUGCUGCUGCUCUUUAACAUCAUCUGGAGAAUAGCCUAUUCUGUCUGGCUGAAACAAGGCAUCUUUUUACCAUACUGGAAAGAGGCUGCUAAGAAGUAUAUUAUAAUUAUUCAUUAGAAAUUAAUUUGCAGUGUCUAUAGGACAAUUCUCAUUCUCUCUCUCUCUCUCUUCUCUCUCCCCCCCCCCCCCCCAGUUUUUGGCCCCUGUCUUUGUUUUAGUCGUUCUACUCUGGAUAAGCAUAAGAUAAAAACAAUAGGUUGGCCUUGUUCCUAGUUGCUCAGCGGUGGAACAAUUUUCACUCCUUCCUGCUUGCAACAUUUGCGAGAAUUCAGGCACCCAUGUUUAUUAGAACCAAGGGCAUUGUGUGUUUAUUUUGUCCAGAAACGGAUAGAUAUUAAAACAUGCACCUCACUUUGAUGCUUUUCGUCAAUCACUUCAUUCUCUUGUACGACAGCUCCUCAACUUAUAAUAUUGUAGGCAGGAAAAUAAGCUUCUUUUCUGUUUUGGUUUCUGAGAAGAAUAAAUUGUGACUGUUUCAUUAUCAUAAACUACAUCUUUAGCAUGUACUCCGGGAUCCUUGUUUCUGAUAAAUUAUUUAUUGUCAAGAAAAACAUCUUAAUGUUGUGAGGAAUCGAGGUAUAUUCUGACGGAGGUGCUGGCAUUCAGAAAUGAUUACAUCACAAGGUGUUUAUUGAAGUUGAUCCUCUUCACAGGAGAUAUGUGAACUGUAAACUGAGGACAAAGGGCUGUUUUCUUACUCACCUAGUUUGAGACUGAUCCUUAGACAAAUGCUAACAUAAAUUUAUUAAUGUCCUUAUUUUCUUCCCUUAACAGAAAUCUGGUGAAGAAGUACUGUCCUAAACGUUCAUCCAAAGAUGAAGAACCCAGGUAAAAUGAACAUUAGUUUUCUAUUAUCUGUCAGGAAAAGAAAUAUCACAGUGUUCAAUGACUCUUAUUCUCUGGAAAUACUUUGAACGAGGGCCUCCGUCCUAAAUAUUUUUACAUAUCUGUGUACCUUUGUGAUAGGCUGGUGUGUUUUUUUACCUCCACUUGUGUGGUAGUAAGCUCAAUUUAAUUCAAUAGGACUUGCUUGCAAGUAGACCUAGUUAGGAUUGUUCCAUUAAUUUCAUACCAGCUUACAUUAGAGUUUGGUUUUUAAUGACCAAAUAUAAGGGUUGUCUCUGUAUUCAGAAAUCAGAAAGCGAAGACAUUAUUAAAACUUUCUGCACUGCUUUCCAAAGGAUGUUGAAUAUUUAAGUUUUGAGAUCAUGUUUAACUCUUCUGAGAAUCCCUAACAUUAUACCCAUGUAGCUUUGCUGUGAAUUCUAAGACUUGGUUCUCACACACAACACAGCAGAUGAGGAAGUAAAUUAGACUCUGGGCUGUACCACAUAUUUUAGGUAGGAAGUAAUGGCUGAAUGCUCUACCAUACAAAAGAAAUUCCAUGUGCAGAAAACUGGCAUAUUGGGAAGAAUGCUAGAAUUCUUCUCCCUUGGCAUCUAGUUUUCUUUAUGGAGUUAAUCAGUAGUAUUCCGCAUUACAGUGGUGCCCCGCAAGACGAAUGCCUCGCAAGACGAAAAACUCGCUAGACGAAAGGGUUUUGCGUUUUUUGAGUCGUUCCGCAAGACGAAUUUCCCUAUGGGAUUGCUUCGCAAGACGAAACGUCUUGCGAGUUCUUGUGAGUUUGUUUCCUUUUUCUUAAAGCCGCUAAGCCGUUAAUAGCCACUAAGCCGUUAAUAGCCGCUAAGCCGCUAAUAGCCGUGCUUAGAGACUCGCAGAACGGAUUAAUUUCGUCUUGCGAGGCACCACUGUACUACUCUUCAUGAGUAGCCCCACUGAAGUUAAUGGACAUGGCUAACUUAGGUUGAGAAAUUUCAGCGGAUCUGGUCUAAGUAGCACUUGGUUCAAUAUCACCAAGUGUUUCAUAGGGAGAAUCGCCGAACCACACAAUCCCCCAUCCGGUAUCUGAAAUAGGUAAAGUCCAGAAGUCGUUUUAUCUCCUCAUUUUUGCUGUUUUGCCAACUAGACCUGAAUUCAUUAUUUUAGCAAUGUUCUUUUUGUUGCAUUUCUAGACACCAGCCGUGGCACAUUAAUUUUCUUUAGCUCAAAGCCAAACUUAAGUAUGGUGACACUUUGCAGUGUCAGCGCCCCCUGAUUAAAAGGCGGUGAGUUGAGUGCUGCAAAGUGUUGUUUUAUUUUUGGAAAAGGUUCCUUUCUGAAGCUGUACAUUGAAAACUACUAUAGAGGAACGCUGCAAAGCUGUAUGUCCUUGUCAGUCUUGGCUUGUUGGGUGGAGUAACUUUCUCUCUAUUCUGUACUUUAUAUAGUUAACUGUCUUUCAGCAUAGUAUAAGGGAGAAAAUAGCAAACACUCACCACCACCAACCUACUAACAUUGAUUGCUUGGCCAUCCUUAACACGGGGGGGGGGGGGGCGUGAAAUUCAGGUUAUUCCAUUAUUACCAGUGUGGACAGCACAGGAAGCAUCAAUUUUUUUCAGAUGCCCUGGUCAGAGAUUGUUCAAGGCUGAUUUUACAAUUGAAGUCCAUCAUUGAAGGAAGACGGUAUUCACUGGCUUACAAGAGACCAAAUUUGGUCAUCUAGCCCAAAAUCCAAUUAUUGAUGAGAUUUAAGUUUCAUUAGCCAAACAUUAUUUCUCAUGGAAGAUCAUUUUGAGCCCCUCUGCUUCAUUUUAACCUUUUUUUUUUAAAGAACAAAACAAAACACAAACCUAGAUGACAGGACUUCCAGAAGCUGAUAUGGAGCUCAAGACCUGAACAUUUAAAAGAGAUGGCAAACAUUCCACAGGCUUAUGAGGUCUUAUACAAAAAUAAAAAAAAUACAGUGACAUGUUUGUUUGUUUCUCCCUUCCAUACACAUUUUCUCCCCUUAUUUUUUCCUCCUUCUUCCCACCCUGCUCCCCCCUUUGUUUUAGUGCCAGCAAUAGUGUGGCACCCUUCCCCUCCAACCAAAGAGGUGAGCAGGCAAACAGGCAGCUGUCUUCAGAGCUGGUAGCAAACUUGUUCAGUAGAUCCAUCCAUCGGGGUGCAUAGGAGUGGCAUGGUUGGCAUGUUCCACCCUCAAGAUCAAGCAAAAUCAUCUCUGCAACAAGUUCAGCUUCCCAAGCCUAGGAAAUUAAGUCCUUUCCUAGGCUCAGUCCUUCUUCCAUUUCGCAUCUUAGGAGAUACCACUAUACUGCAGGGCUUUCCAGGUAGUGUUCUUUAUUCUUUUCUACCUUUUGAAAUCUGUUUUCAUUUUUUAAAAAACAACAAGCAAUGUGCGUGAAGAGAAGUCUAUUUGGGGCAUCUCCACUGUGCAUCUUUCUGCAAUUCAUUUUAUCAAGGUUGUACCCCGUGCUAAUUGUGACAUGUUUUAUGGUCCGUUUAUGGAACAAAAGCUGUAACUUCCGGAUAAAUAGAAAGAUGACAUUUGUUUCCCUCCUUCUUCUUCACUGUGUAUUGCCAGGUUUACCUCAUGUAUAGCCUUUUAUAAUAUCCUUAACGAGUUAAACGACUACGCGGGACAGAGAGAAGUAGUAGCAGAAGAACUGGGACAUAGGGUAUAUGGAGAACUGAUGAGAUAUUCCCAUGAACUCAAAACAGAAAGGAAAAUGGUAAAUCACGAGGGGUUCACGAUUGUAGAAUUUAUGCGAUUAUUCUUUUCACUGUUAUCAAGGUCUCGUCUGUUGGACCAAAUCUUCUUCGGUGUAGCAGUGGUGCACAAAUUUGAAUUGCAUGGUUUUUUUCCAUACUUCUGUGACAAGAGAACAGUGUACCACAAAAGCACGUAUGCUUCUGAACAGAAUGAAAGGCCACCCAAUUUAAUAAAGCAUUGCUUGCUAUGUUACCUUUUAGAAUGUUAGUGUUUGUGCAGUCCAUUCCUCCAGGUGCCUGCUUAGAAGCCAGUCGCGCUGCACAACAUUCAGGAAUAAUGGCUUGUCUCUUACUCGGGUGUGUUUUAGGAUUGCAGCCUUUUUUAUACUUCGAUUGUAUGCCUCCUCAGGUGUUAUGGAGAGUCGGAAUACAAACGACUGAAACAAAUAACUUUGUGUUUUUGAUUCUGUGGACAACUGUUGUCUGUUGUAAAGGCAUUUAAAGUACAGUCGUACCUUGGUUCUGGAACGCCUUGCGACUUGAACGUCUUGGCUCCCGAAUGCCGCAAACCCGGAAGUGAAUAUUGCGGUUUGCAAACCUUUUUUGGAAGCCGAACAUCCGACGCAGCUUCCACGGCUUCCGAUUGAGUGCAGGAAGCUCCUGCAGCCAAUCAGAAGCUGCGCCUUGGUUUUUGAACCUUUCUGGAAGUUGAACGGACUUCCAGAACGGAUUCCGGUUGAGAACCAAGGUACGACUGUAUCUUUUAAUUCUCACACAUUGGUCUGAGAAUUAAAACGUGUGUCACAGCCCAGAGCCAUGCAUUUAAGGGAGCUGCACGUGCAUUCGCUGGUCUUUGCCACUGUACGCCAAGUUAUUUUUAUUCAGAUUAUAAAGUCAUGAGCCUGGACCCUGGUAGAUUUGAAUGUUGCUGUCUGGUGCUUAGAAAAUUUUAGGUGCUUUUAGAAUAAAACGCUACCCAAUGAUACCGUUAUGAAGGUGCUGUUGAGUUUUAAUAGCUUGACUCCAUCAGGCACAGGAGAUGCGGUAUCAAAAACUAAAAGACAAACCCCCACUGCACUCAUGGUGCAGUUUUCUUGUGCACAUUUAUAAUGUCACCAUAGAAAUAAGGUAAUAUUUUCAAGUAGAACUGAUGUUUGUCCAGUUGUUUCACUAACAAAAUGGGUGGAAAUCCAGUUCCUUCUGCUGUAUUUCAGUAGAUUGGAGAGCAGUGGAAAGUGUGGAACGUUUUUCUUUUGGAGGAAGCAAUGUGCAUUGUGGUUUGCUGAAACAGGUUUGUUUCCUCCAUGCAGUAGCGAGGAGGAAAUAAACAGACCCAAGUAGGUUUACUUUGAGGUGCAAACUAGGCCACUGUUGUUGUUCGGGUUUCUUUAGUACACGCAAGUAAAAGACUGUAAAUGCCAUAUCAGAUUUUGAAAGAAAAAGAAAUUAAAACCCUCUCGUCGUAAUUUCGCAGCACCUUCAAGAGGGUCGAAAAGCUCAGCAGUAUCUUGACAUGUGUUGGAAGCAGAUGGAUAAUGUAAGUUUUCUUCUCUCUUCUCGCCCCUAUCUUUUCCUGUUUACUUUUAGGAUUACAAAGUUUGGUGGGCAAUUGUUAAAGAAAUUAACUGAAGAUUACCUUUGUUAUCAUUGUUAUCUUUGUUAAAUAGACCAGAUAGAUUGCUGUGUUUGCAGAGAUCAUAACAGCCCAUAACUUCUAAGUGUGCAACCUAUUGCGCAAUUCAGUGUGCAGCUCAGCAGGAAUUCUGCCUUGAAGGAUUUACAGACUUCAGCUAUGUCAGAAUUUAUUGAAAAUGCCUCCCAGCUCUAUGAUUCUUAACUUGGUUGCUGAAAUCAGCCCCCAGCACAGUAGAAUGGCAGAUCUAAAUAUAUGUUGCUUUCGGGAUCUUUUAAAAACAAGUGAGGAUUUUGCAAGUGUCUUUUAUUAGGCUUGAAUUAUAACUUCAGUGUUCGUUUACAUUUUUGUUUGGCUUUGCAUAAAAAUCAAAAUGAACUACGUAAGACAAAACCUCACUUUUGUUUAAAAGUUGUCAGUCAUAGUAUACUAAUAGAAAUUAGUGGGAUUCCACCAUAUUAAAUAGUUCAGUGAGAGCAAGUAUAUGAGUGUUUAUAUGGGUAUACACAUGUCAACUUUAGCGUGUCUUUUUAUAGUAAUUUGUAAAAAAAACCAACAACAACAUGAUGAUGUUACCAUUGCAGAGUAAAAAGAAGUUUGAGAGAGAGUGCAGAGAAGCAGAAAAAGCACAGCAAUGUUUUGAGAGACUGGACAAUGAUACUAAUGCCACUAAAGCAGAUGUUGAAAAGGUAAAUAUUAUUAUUAUUAUUAUUAUUAUUAUUAUUAUUAUAUUCCUAUUAUGGUAUUUGCAUUUUUUCAAAUAAUGCUAUCUUUUUAAAACUUAAUGUGCCAGCCAAGGGGACAGUGAAUCAAUGGCUGCAUUCAGACAUCAUGUUUUGUUAUUCUCCAAAGGUUCGGAGGAUCAGGAACAAAUUCUGUGUGUACGUGUCCCAACACCACCACCUUCGUAGGGCCUAGUUUAUUAGAACGGUUUCUCAUUUGAUCAAGUCACGGUUUGCUGUUACAUCUGAAUUGCCAGAGCGUGGUUUGUGCAAUCUCUUCAAACCAGAAUCGCAAGCCACAGUUUGCUCUUGGUUUGCCGUUCUGUUUUGGAGGGUUUGCCAAAGCCAUAGUUUGCCGAUUCAGAAGCAGCAGAGAACUGUGGCUUGAUCGACCAGGACGUUUUGUCCAGUGGAAGUUGCAGUUUUCUGGAUGGUAUCAUCUUGGUUGCCACUGGUGAAAAGAAAAAUUUAGUGGCUGAAAUAGGAACUUUCAGCAAUAUGGGGUUGUGUGCCGUAUUUGUUGUCAUUUGAAAUGAAUGGAAUUGUACAACUAAUGUUGGUGAGACAGUCACAUAUUGUCUCUCUUUCUAUAUGUGUACAUGGCAAUUCCUUAUUUUUGGUCAUUUUAAAAUGUUUUGUUUGAGAAUAGCAUGGAGAGAUGUACAUGCCCAGCUUAAAAGAUGCUUUUCUCUAAAUAAGAACAAGCUACUACAAAUGUUUUGGAGUGGUUAUGAAUGUUUAUAAAGAGAAGUUUAUAUACCUUAGGUUGUAUUCAAAGUCCUGUGGUUCCUCCAAUCCACUGAAGCAUAUUUGGGUACAACACGGGGCAUACACAGGGGAACAAAAGCUGGAAAAGUCAUUCCGCUCAUGCAUUUAUAUAGUUGAAUACUGUCUACUGAUCCUGCAAAUGCUAAUGUAAGGUAAAGGAUACAAGGGCAUCUCCAGGGCUCAUGAAAGGUGGUGGCAUUUCACUUACAAUGACCAUGUUGCUAAGUAAGAUUUUGUUUAAGCAGAAGACUUCUAGAAAACACUGUCAUUGAACUGUCUCUUAUUAGGCAAAGCAGCAAUUAAAUCUCCGUACACACAUGGCUGAUGAGAACAAAAAUGAAUAUGCUGCCCAGCUGCAAAAUUUCAAUGGUGAACAGCACAAGCAUUUCUACAUUGUCAUUCCUCAAAUCUAUAAGGUGAGCUUUAGAUCUAAAUUUUGUUUCAAUCUUUAUUUAUUGCAUUCUACUGGGUGCCCAAAGUACUUUACAAUUUUAAAUACAUGGAGGGGAAAACAUUAUUUAAACUGCUAAAAGUGUGACAGUGACUUCUAAGCUCAUUCCCACUGCUGCUCAUCACAUGAUUUCUAGGCACAGGUCAGAAAUGUUUUCCUUUUGUUCCUUCGCUUUCCCCAGGAAAACCCACUGUUUAGUGCUGAAUCAAAACAAACAUCAGUCUGAAGAAAACUCAAUUGACGUUUGUUCCCAUUCAGUGCUAAACAGCCACUUCUCCUGGGGAAAGUGGCAGGAAAAUCCUUUUGGACCCAUGCUUAGAUUUGAGAUGGUUUGAGAACACUGCUGUAAACAUAAAAAUUAUAAAUGUUUUAUCAGCACCUGUUCUGCUUUAAUCCUUCACUGUUAAUUUACAUUAAACUAUGGUUAUACAAUAUUUGAAAAGAUAUUUACAGUAGCAUAUCAUUUGUCUUGCUUCCUGACAUUCCCUGUUGUUUUAAAAUGAAGUAGAUUAUUGAUUUCCAUUCAUUUGCUGCUCCUGUAUACUUAUUUUUAACUUUGCAGUAUUCAGUUGCUCCCACAACUCCCUGGUUCUUAUUUCCUUGGCACUUAAAAUUCUUGCCAUUGCUAAAAUAUGUAGUACUUUUGUUUGAUAUAUUUGUGGAACAAAGCAACCAUGCAGAUAAGGGUUGAGAUGGUGAGGGGAAAGAAAAAAGAAAAUAAAUCCUUUAUUAAGUUACUAUAGUCCCAAAAUCAUUCACCUUCUGGUACUUCCACUGCAAAUGAUGAAUAUCGCCUUUUCUUUCUACACAAAACUAGCAAUUACUUUCUCUGGUUUUCUUCAGCAUUUUGAACUUCCAUGGUGACUGUGGCCAUAUUAUCAUUAUACACCUUUAGGCGCCAGGCAAAAAUGUUCCUUUUUAACCCGGCCUUUGGUUGAUCUUGUUGACAUCCAACACCCUUUUAGAAUGUGGCUUUUGGAGGUGGGGGUUAUUGGGUUAUUGCUUUUGGUUUGAUUUUAUAUGUUGUGGCCUUGUUGUGAACUGCCCUGAAACCUCUGGGUAUGUUGUUGUUGUUUAGUUGUGUCCGACUCUUCGUGACCCCAUGGACCAGAGCACACCAGGCACUCCUGUCUUCCACUGCCUCCUGCAGUUUAGUCAAACUCAUGCUGGUAGCUUUGAGAACACUAUCCAACCAUCUCGUCCUCUGUCGUCCCCUUCUCCUUGUGCCCUCCAUCUUUCCCAACAUCAGGGUCUUUUCCAGGGAGUCUUCUCUUCUCAUGAGGUGGCCAAAGUAUUGGAGCCUCAGCUUCUGGAUCUGUCCUUCCAGUGAACACUCAGGGCUGAUUUCCUUAAGAAUGGAUAGGUUUGAUCUUCUUGCAGUCCAUGGGACUCUCAAGAGUCUCCUCCAGCACCAUAAUUCAAAAGCAUCAAUUCUUUGGCGAUCAGCCUUCUUUAUGGUCCAGCUCUCACAUCCACACGGUGGUGUAUAAGUUGAAUAAAUAAUAGUGGCAUAGAUUGCAACUAUGGAGAAUGUUACCCAAAACAAGUAAGCAAACAAAAAACAACGCAUACAUCAUCUGGCCCAUACAUCUCUAAGCAUGUAUCAUUGUUUUUUAAAAUGAGUUUGUAUGUUUUGUGGAACUUGUGUUCCUUUUAAAAGCAAAAAAGCCUUCACAGCUACCUUUUUGCAAGCCAAAGUUUCUCAUUCCUUAUAUUAAUUUUUUAACUCGGUUUCCCUCUGUUUAUCCUUCGCUUACGUUGCAAUCUGUUCAAGGGUGUUCUCAUUUGAUGAACCAAUAGAAAAACUGUUUGUAUUAAUCUGCACCCAGCCUGAUAUAUGCCACUUACCCAAACAUUGAACUUCCCUAGUUGUGUCCCAUAUUAAACAUUCCUUCACUAAUAUUAUGCUAAAGGGGAAAUUUCUGAUGCUAGCACUUCUUUUUAAAUCUAUCCCAGGUUUUUAAACAUGUGCCAGUAACAUAAUUGUAUCUGUUACAACAGUUUUUCCUAGUGCUUCCAUUCAUAAUAAAUUCUUUACUGUGGUAUUCAUUGCUGUUUCUUCCAUUGGUCUAUAUAAUAAGAGUUUUUGUUCCUAAACAAAAGGACUCCAGCUCUACAAUAGCUCCAUUAAAUCCCCCUCUUUCUAUGCCUUACAGCUUACAUUUUUAGGUUCCUUAGCUCUUUUUAACAUUCCAUAUAAAUACAUUGUUUCUGCCAUUCUUGAAUAAUUUGGCCUGAGAUUUUGGAGCAGGAAAUUUUGGCAGUGCACAGACUUUUAUUGUGUUGGUUCUCACCAAUAAAGACAGUUUCAGGUUUUCCCCAUCUUCAUAUCUGUUUCAUUAGCAUUAUGUAAUUAAGUUCGCACAGAUCCUCUAGAUGUUUUCUUUAGCAUUGGGUUAUUGGCAAGGGAAGUAUAAUGUUUGCUGAGGGGCACCUACACCCUUGUGCAAAUUAAUUGAAACAAACAAUGCAGUUUAGUGUACAAAACUCACAUAUACCUGUACAAAACUCACAUAUACAUACAUUAGUAACGGAUAUGACCGCCGCUAUUUUUAAGCAGCAUUUGAAGAUGGUUUGGCAUGGAGUUUACUAGUUUCGAACAGGCACUGUUGAUUUUCGGAUCCCUGUACCACACUUGAAUCAGCACCUGAAUGAGCUUCUCCAUAGUCAUACAGUCUGCAGCACGGAGGCGACUUUUGCAUAUAGCCCACAAAAUUCUCAAUGGGAUUUACAUCCGGGGAAUUCCCUGACCAAUCAAAUACCUGCAUUUGCUGCUCUGUCAUGAAUUUCUUCACCACUUUCAAUGUGUGACAGGGGGCUAGGUCCUGCUUCAAUAUCCCAGUAUCGUCAGGAUACCUCUUUUCCAGCUCUGGAAUAACUCUCUUUCGUAGAACCUCAAUAUAUUGUGGCGAGCGCGUCAUUCCUUCUAUUGGCUGCAGGCUUCUGACACCAUAAUGAUCAACUGAUUUUUCGUGUUUGUUUUAAGUACAGGAUUACAAGUAAGAUAGAAAACAUCCAUUGUUUCAAUUAAUUUGCACAAGGGCAUACAUUGUAGCAGAUGGGGCAUCAAGUGCUGAAAGAAGUUACCUCUUCUGAGCUCCCCCCCCCCCAAAAAAAAACCAAACCUGAGUAGCUACGUCAAUGUGCUCUCACACCUGGUGGUUCUGUUGUUAAAUGCCAGGUUAGAGAACGAUAUUCCUUGCCAAGAAACCUAUUUGCCUGGCAGCCAGAUGUGAGCUACAACUCCUCGUGUUGGGCCAGAGAGACAGAACUGCUUGUGGUGGUCUUGCAAGACUUCAGGGACCAUACCUGGUCCGCCUCAACUGCUCUAGCUCAGCACUUCAUGGUCACCGCAACAAACAUGGAGCUGUCUCAAUAUAUUGUGGGGCCAACACAUAUAAGUCAUCCCCUCAGUCUGGUUUUUGCAAUGGAGCAGAUGAGGUAGCUGUCAGGGGAAAGUGUGCAUAGGAUUGCAGCCUCUGGUUUCUUUCUGAGGUUCUUAACCACAUCCCCCAAUUAUUUUGGGUUUUUUCUUCAUCUUGUUUUAAUACAGUACCGACAAGCCAUUGCAAAUGAACAAAAUUCCACUGGAAGGCUAUCGUAACAUUUACAAGGAAAUACUCUGAAAGAAAAUCAUGUUUGCUUCAUAAACAUGAGCAAAUUUUCAACAAAAUAUUUGUUACAAGAUAAUAUAGAAGCUGCAGCAGUAAAGUCUGCAUUCCGUACAUGUAAAAACGAGCCUUUUAUUUAUGAUGUAAAAUGAAUCUUCUAUAGAUGACAGGUAGUUGAAACAACAUUUAACAUUUAUAAACAAUAGUUUUUCUCAAGCAUAAAAAGAAAUAAGUAAAUGAAUGAAUCUAUUACUAACUCACUAUGAAACUGAAAGUGGAAUCUUUUCAUUGCCUUGCAGAUGCUAAAGAGGGAAGGGAGCCCUGGUCUUAUUUUCCUAACAGGAAACCGUGGUUAGGUUAACCUAACCAUGGGUUCAGUUAAAAUGAACUUUGGUACACUCCUAUGUCACACCAAGCCUAGGUAAAGGUUCUUUAUUAAAUGAUCUGGUACAGGAAAGCAAACUCAGCAAAUUGGUGAUGCUUUAAACAAAAUUGGGAGGAAAUGUAGCCCAAAUAUACGAGUAUCUGUAUAGUACUGUAUUGUCAUAAGAAUACUCAGGCUUUUUCUUUAUAAUUGUAGCAUCUUCAGGAAAUGGAUGAACGAAGAACCAUCAAACUUAGCGAAUGUUAUAAGGGGUUUGCAGAUUCUGAGCGCAGAGUUAUCCCAAUAGUCUCGAAAUGUUUAGAAGGAAUGACUGCUGCGGCAAAAUCGGUUGAUGAACGCAGGGUAAGUUGACUUUAUUUUGUAGGAUUCAGAUUAUCAGUGUAGAACUCAUUGCAUUGGAAGUAAAUCUAACUAAUUGUGGGUCUGCUCAUGUCCUACCACAACUAGGCAAGGAAUUAGGCUGAUCAAGCCUAUGAAACUUGUGUUCCAUGAAGCCAAACCAACAGAGGGUUUAUCAAGUCUCUUGCGUGCCAUAACUCUCUGGCAGACAGCUUUGUUGGGUCAUGAGACCUAGUGCAAGUAAUUGUGGAAAGGAGUCUGUGUUUUAUUCAGACUUUUUUUUUUUACCCAUUCUCUCUUUAACCUCUCUCCCUCUUCCUCUUAUUAAUUUACGAUGCCCGAAUAAUAGAUUACUUUAUUGAUUAUAGAUUAUAGAUUACAGUUGAUUAUACAAGUCUGUUCUUGCAGACUUUGUUGUUAAUCUUGAGAUGAAAUUUCUUCAGCAGUCUGAGUAAUCCCAGGGUUUGGGACUUCACCUUGGCAGCUUAUGCAUUUCCUGGAUGGAGGUACAGUGGUGCCUUGGGUUUCAAACACCUCAGGUUACAAACACUUUGGUUUACAGACUCCUCUAACCCAGAAAUAGUACCUCGGGUUAAGAACUUUACCUCAGGAUGAGAACAGAAAUCACAUGCUGGCGGCAGCGGGAGGCCCCAUUAGCUAAAGUGGUACCUCAGGUUAAGAAUGGACCUCUGGAAUGAAUUAAGUUCGUAACCAGGGGUACCACUGUAUAUACAAAAAUUUCAUUUCGGAUGUGAUGGGAUGUGGAGGAGCGGGAUGCUCAGGGCACAAGCAUUGUUUGUUCUCUCUGCAAAUGCCCUGCAAAUGCCCUGUAGAUGGUAGUCUGCAAUUUCCCCUCUGUAAACGGACUUAAUUCUUUCUGGAAGAUCAGUAAUUUCUCCUGCUGUUUUAAGUUACUCAUUUUUCAUCUGCUGCAUUGGUAAUAAUAUCAUUUCAGUUAAGCCAUCAGCUCUCUUGAGUAAUCAUUUUUUUUAAAUAAACAUUGCAUCUCUCCCAUCAAGGACUCUCAAAUAGUAAUAGACUCCUUCAAGUCUGGUUUUGAACCUCCUGGAGACUUUCCAUUUGAAGAUUACAGCCAGCACAUUUACAGGACUGUUUCUGACGGAACAAUCAGUACACCAAAGCAAGAAGGGGUGAAAAUCGAUGCAAAAACCACCGUGGGCAAGGCCAAGGGCAAGCUGUGGCUUUUUGGAAAGAAACCAAAGGUACAACUUUUAAAAUAUAUUUCACAUGAGAACACACUCAGGAUUUGUGGUUAAGGGAUCAAAUGUAGUCCUUUGGAUCAAAAUAAUGUCGUUUUGACCUUAUAUAAUUUUGAAAGACAGUUUGCAUUGCCCCAACUGUCCAUUUAGGAACUUGGUUUUGGUAUUAUAUGUCUGUUUUGCUCCACCUCAGCUAUAGUAUUCUAGCAGCACAGGAAACCAGUACAACUGGGGUAGCAAAAUGCCGCACAGUAACUUAGCUGCUGGCUUUGCUGGAGCAAUUACAACAGUAGUUAGUGACCAGGAACUGCAAACUCCUGGUAACAUGUUCCACCAAUACUCAAGCGCAGGUCUUGCGAAGGAGCCUGCUGCAACUAUUUUGACCAGUAAUAGCAUCCUCUGUGGCUUGUGUAUCCUCUGUAUAUGUUGGAGUUUUGCUAUUGUGUUGAAACUGGAGGGAGAUCAGAUCAGUUGAUUCUGAUGGGUGUGUCAAUCAUCUCUUUAAUAUCAGAGAUUCAGCCGCCUUCUGGCUGUGGUCCAUUUAAUUGUUUUAGGUACUGGAGGAACUUGCAUCCUGCCUGUAAUGUGCAAUUUUAGAAACUGAUGUUUCCGUUCGAAGUGCAUGGUUUUGGCAGGUCAGUUUAAAGAUAUUCAAAGGCACUUGAAGGUUAAAGCAAAGCAGGUGAUAUAUUGCUUUGGACAUAAUGAAAGAAUAAUGAUGUGAAGGCAAAUUGCACCUUACCUUUGCAGAAGUUCUUAGUAUAGAGAGCAACAAAUAACAUAAGCAAUAUUCUUUUUUAAAAACAACACCACUAAUUAAAAUUUCAUGCAGUGUGUGAAAAAAUUGUGUAGAACACAUGAGAACGGAAUAACCUUCCUUUUCCAGCUGUGCAGUACAUCUCCAUUACCUUAUGAAUGUCAUUCCUUAAGUCUUCCUUUCGGCCCAUACGAUUUGAGGAUAUAAGAAUGUUAACAUUAGAACACUUAGAAUAAAUUUUACUGGGGUGCUUUUUUUUUUUUUGUAGGGGAUAUGUUUUUAUUCUUUCAAAAAGUUCCUAGAUGUAAAACAAAUAAAUCUAAAGCCUGUUAUCUUUCAGCAAUGUGUGUUAUCUGAAGGGUGGCUCUUGGUGUUGUUUCGAAACUCGCAUGUAAAAGGACAUUUUAAACCAUUUUAACGUCGUAACUAAAUAUUCUCCCUCUCUUACUUUUUAAUUUUCUUACUGUGUUGUAUAUUUCUGAUGGUGAAAACAGCAGAGAGCCUUGUGACACCUUAAAGACCCAACACAUAUGUUAUGCCGUCAGCUUUCUGAUUAUAAUAUCUGAUGGUGGUUGUUAUGGGGUGGGGGGAGGGCGGCUGGGACCGAUGGUCUGCUUCUGUAUUGAAAGGGGGGGGAGAGACAGAAUUUUCAGUUCAAUGUUUGCCUUAUCUGUUCCUUUCUUUAUUUCCGCAUCAGCCGCAGUCCCCUCCCCCUACCCCUACUAGUUUAUACACGUCCAGUACUUCUAAUGGUUCCCAGUAUCCCUUAUGCUCGAUUGAACAAGUCCAUUAUUGCAUGAGUGAGAUAAAAACAGGGAAGCCCAGAAUUUCUUCUUUCAGAAGCCUCAAAAGAGGGGUAAGUUUUAUGACGGGUUUUAGGUGCAUGAUAGUGCUAUGAGCAGUGUGCUUGUGGUGUGUGGCUUUUCCCAGUCUUCUCCACCCUCAUCAUAAGGCUGAAGAUCCUGUCAGAGGUCAUUGUGCUUUGUAGCUCCUUGUUCAGAAUAGCUGGCUCUUCGAAGGGUGCUGGGUCCGUGUUCUCACAAUUUUCUCAUUCGCAGCCAUGAGUGUGUUUAAUGCAUAAUAUGUUUGGGGGAAGGAGAAGCCAGGCCAUUUUAAAGAACAGAACAAUAAUUAGUUUGCUCUUUUUUCUAAUGAUAAUAAUAAUAAUAAUUUUAUUAUUUACACCCCUCCCAUCUGUCAGGGUUUCCCCAGCCACUCUGGGCGGCUUACAGCUUGUCUAAAAACAUCAAGUGUUAAAAGCCUCCUGAUAUAGGGCUGCCUUCUAACAUCGGUACGUGGAUUUCAUUAACACGUUGUCAAUUUAUUUGCAAGCUGCCAAUUCCAGAAAAAGCACACACUAUAAGAGCAGCUUACAAUUGGAUGAAGAGCAACAGCGUACCACAAAAUCAACAUUCGCAGUCACAGUUUCAUAAUGAUAGCGAUAAUUAACAAUACCUAGCAAAUAUAUCGGUGUAAGUUUUAAUCUUUUUUUAAACCAGAAAUAAUAAUAAAAAUUAAAUAAAUAACAAAAAGCAUAUACAGACCACAAAUGUAAAAGUUUCAUUCUGUGCCUAAAUGCCACAGCCAUUAACUGCAAAAUCCACUAAAAGGUAGCUCGGACCUUUUGAAAUUUCUAUAAUAUUUGUUCUUUCUUGUAGUGCGUGCAGCAGAGCUCAGGCGGAAGGCAGAACCACAGGGUUAUUUUUCCUUAUCUUUUAUGAACUGGCCCCCUAGUGGGCAUUUGAGUUCAGUUCUUUCCUAGUCAACAUUCUGCACAUGCACCCACUGACAAUGCCCCAUUAUCAGAGCAUAUGUGUUUGUUUGUUUUUUUAAAAAAAGGAUGUUAGUAAAUGGCUCAAAUUGUUAAUUUAACCAGUAUGUUAAGGCAUCUUCUGCGAGUCUCUGCAGGCCGUUUCGUCUCGUAGAUGACAGAUUGCAUCGGCCGACUUAAAACACAGUUUAUUGGGGAAAGUAUUUCAGAAAAGUAAGCCAAUUUAACUGAUAGGAGUACAUAUACCUAAAAAAUUUUUUUAAAAAAAUUUAUUUCAAUGUAGUAUGAUUUUUCAUGCAAUGUACUUUGACUCAAAACAUUUAAUUUAGAUUUGUUUUCUUGGGGGCUUUGGGUGGUUUUCGUUGGUUUUGUUUUUGGUUAAACUGCAUUCCAUUCCUGGAUAACUGCUAAAUGCCACUUUUUGAGAAGAAUCAAGGAAGUAUACUUAACUAAUUUAUACUGGCAUAUUCUGCAAAGUAGCAUUUGUUCUAGGGAUCAAGUGACUGCCAAACAUUGAUGAUUAUGUCAUGAUAAAUGAACCAGCAGUAACUCCUUAGGUCUAUAAAAUACAGUCUUUUGUAUAUGAGAAAUUGCUUUUUUUGGCUGUUGAUAACCAGAAGCUGAAUGCAUUUGCCAAUAUACAAGUAUGCCAAUAUAAAUUAUAAUUAGGAAAAAUCACACCAAUUUGAUUGCAGUUUAAUACUUUAUACCAGUCUUAGCUGGGGCAUGUUGUUCUAGAGAAGCAGAUCAUAGUCCAUAGAUAUCCUAAGCAAUGCCGGUUAAUGAUUAGAGGAGUUCUCUCUGUUAUGGCAAGGCAGUUCCUUAACUUGUGGAUUUUAAGUUGGAGCACCACAGCAUGGUAACAUCUCUUUUCAGCAGUUUGAUCUGUGCUCCUAAAGAUUUUAACUCUACACCCCAGAAUUCUUAAUUCUGCAUUUGCAAUAUAUUCCCUUUAUCAGGAAGUUUUAAAUGUUGGAUGCUUUAUGAUGUUUUAUAUAUUCUGCAAGCCGGCCAGAGUGGCUGGGGAAACCCAGCCAGAUGGACGGGGUAUUAAAAAAUUAAUAUUACAAUUAUUGUUAUUAUUGCAAAAAUUGAGAGUUGCUUAUAUUUUAUUACAUUUCCAUACCUUGUUAUGUGCUCAAAAUUCAGAGUUUUGGAUACGUUUUUGGUAAGGGAGAAAGUAAUUUUGGCAAGGGUUAUUUUUGUUGGUAAGGAAGAAGUGGAGACAGCUGGAGUUAAUAUGUUUUCAGGGUGUCCUCACAAUCCAUGGAACUGGAUAUUUAGCCAGAUUCUGCACUAAUAUUAGAUCUUAUGCUCAAAUUGCACAUCCAUAGACAUGCAAAUGCGCACAGGCCAAGCCAUGCUCAGGACACAGAACAUGUGUUCAUGAUCAGGACCAUUCUUAGCAUAAUAACUUGUUAGCACAGUAGCAGAAUCUGAUCCUCAAUGAGCUGCUUUGGAAGUUGGCUGAAAAUGCUCCUGUUGCACUUGUUCUUCCUUUCUCCUAUCGAUUGAUCCUGCUGGAUAUAUUUGCAAUUAUGUGUUACUAUUGCUUCAUUAUAGAUGAGGAAGUGGCUACCAAUUCUUUUUAACAUAGUCAUGGAAAAUUAAAAGGUGAUGGGAUUGAAAUUACUGUAUUUUUUGCUGUAUAAGACUCACUUAUACUCCUAAAAAGUAAGGAGAAAUGUGUGUGCAUCUUAUGGAGCGAAUGCAGGCUGCGCAGCUAUCCCAGAAGCCAGAACAGCAAGAGGGAUUGCUGCUUUCGUUGCGCAGCGAUCCCUCUUGCUGUUCUGGCUUCUGGGAUUCAGAAUUUUUUUUUUCUUGUUUUCCGCCUCCAAAAACUAGGUGCGUCUUGUGGUCUGGUGUGUCUUAUAGAGCGAAAAAUACGGUAAGUUUUAUUUCAACAAUUUGUCAUCGCGUUGUAAAUUUGAUCAAAUUACUAUCAGCAGUUACUAGCCUGUCACGUUGCAUCCCUUGAAAUACGCAACCAAAUCUUUUUUUCCUUUGCUUUAAUGGAACAAGUUCAGGCCAGAGCUGCCUUGUGAAGUGCACACGUAUUAUCUCUCACUAGUUCCCUGCCAGAAUCUGCAAAUAGAGAUUUUGGUGUGAAUGCUAUUGGCUGGAAAAUCUUAUAGGGAAAAACAAGUAGACCUGGAGACCAUUUGUAAUUUAGCUAACCUCUUACAAAAUCCCUGGAAUUUAGGGGUGUGACUGAGCACAUAUAGAAAACCCAAGGUUCAAUCCUUAGGGAUUUCUAGCUAAGAACUUUUUUUCUACAGCUCCAGUGGAUUCGAAUUAAAAGAAAGGAGAUUCCAACUAAACUUUAGGAAGGAUUUUCUGACAAUGAGAGCUGCUUGACAGUCGAAUGGACUCCAUCAGAAGGUGGUGGACUCUCCUUCCUUUGAGGUUUUUAAGCAGAGGUUCAGUAGCCAUCUAUCACAGAUGAGAGUCCUGCAUUUCAGGGGAUCGUUUCUAUUCUCGAUAGGUGCCUGCUACGUCAUGCUCACUGGUCUUUAAAAUUCCCAUAAGCAAGCCUGCUGUUUGGCGAUAAUUAAAAUGGGAUUAGAUUAGUUCUUCAUGUAAGCAGUCGGGCUAUUGUCUUGAACCAAUGGCCCCACCUCACACGUAGAGCACCAGUUUGUGAGGGCUGGAGUUCUGCUACCUUCCGGUGACUUGUAAUAUCUGAGCAGGUAUAAAAGAGGUUCCUUGAUUUAGAAGAGCAUAAAUAGGCACUGCAUGUUAAACAGAAGAUGUUACUAUCAUGCAAGAUGUGUACUGUGUUCCAGCUAUUUCUCUUGGUGUAAUAUACUAUUCAUGCUAUAUAAGCAAAAUAAUGGAUGGAAAGCUUCUGUUCAUUCCUUGCUCUUGCUACCAUAUGUGCCCUCCAAAAAGCCUCUCUUAGGGGAUCAGGCAUCAGGCUUCUACAAGGGGAAGUGGGGAGGAUAAUUGCUGCAGUUUGGUCUUGAUUUCCUGUCACUUCUUCCUCGCCCCCCAACUCCAUGCCUUGCCUACGAUAUUUAAGAUGGUCUUCCAAACUUCCAGUGAGACCUUACUGCAGGAGGAAGAAGAGGGUGGGAUACUUUCGUUCUAGGACCUUUCUUAAGUUAUCUUAGGAUCCAAUCCAUAGUUUUGCUGGUAGGGGCUAAAUUUGUCAAAGCCUCCCAAUCAAUCAAUCAAUCAAUCAAUCAAUCAAUCUUUAUUACGGUCAGAGACCAGACAGCAAAGCCUCCCCACUUUCUAGUACAUUAGUGUUUUAACAGGCUUUUUAAAAGGCUUUUAAAAGGAAAAAGAAAAAUAUUAGUAGAAGUCGCAAGUGAGAUGGUUUAUGGAUAACCUGAGAAGCAAAGUAUUUCAACUUCUUCUGCCUGCAUAAAAUAUUACUCUAGACGCUGGAACAUCAUAAACUCUUAAACUGCUCUCUGCUUCAUCCAUCAGGAGUCCCAUCCAGCAGCAGCUGGGCAUACAGAAAAGAAAUGAAAACUAAUGAAAUCUUCAUGGGCAUUUAAGUCUGAAUUGUUGACAUUGUCCACCCAAAUGUAAUAAUAAAUACAGCUGUAGGCCUUGUUUUUUAUUUAAUACAAAAGAGCAGAGGGAAAUGUAGCAGAUGUCAUUUGGUAGAAAUCACGACAUGACACACAAAGCUAGAUAUGAUGGAUAAAUAUUUUUAUUGUUUGUUUAUUACUUCUUUUUUUAAAGGAAAAUUUCCAAAUGUUUACACAUGGGAACUUUUAGUGCUUCAGUUUGCCAGUGAGACAAAAAAAUACUGCAAGUGUUGGUUUGGAUAUUGGCCCCAGUUGUGAGCUACUUUUGUUUGGAACUUAAUAAUUCUCUCUCUCCCUCCUUCUCUCUCUCUCUCUCUCUCUCUCUCUCUCUCUCUCACACACACACACAGGAUCCCAUAAUUGACCCAAGUUGUAGCCAAAUGAACAAAUAGUGUGCUUGAUUUCUGUUAUCUUUCUACUCUUUGGGGGAGGGGGAAAAACUAGAAAUUGGGCAGAUCACACGUUUCUAUGCACAAAGCUACUCCUUUUCUUCCCUCAUCCUCAUAAGAUAAUCACCAGAUUUAGAAAACCAGUUUAAGUGUGCAGUCAUGAUGACUUUUUAAAUGAGCAAUCCUGUAUACCACACAGCCAACCUAUACCACAAGACUCAAUUGUAAUCAUGGUGUGAUCCAUGAACUUUCCCAAUCACAGUGACUUAACAUUUCAUCCAGUUUUGCCAAGCAAUAACCUCCAAGGAUAAUUGCUAGGAUAGAGAGCAAUCUCAGCCAUGUUUUCUACUGAGUCCUGGGAUCCCAAGUCUAAAGAUUUGUACUGGUGCGUCACCUACAGCAGCAUUUGCAAAACUGAUACCCUCCAGAUGUUUUGGAGUGCAGUUCUCAUCAGCACCAGCCACUAAGGCCAUGCUGUCUGGGGCUGAUUAUAGUUAUAGUCUGAAACAUCUGGGAGGCACUAGAUUGGCAAAGAUUGCCCUACAAUGUUUAGUGCAGUGGGUCUACAGCUCUGCCAUAUGGUCAUAUUAUGUGGUACACCCUCUUAGUCACAAGCUCCAAAUUCUGGGUUCCAAUGUAUAUUUUGGGUGUGCCCAAAGGCUUAUGCCUCGGUUGUGGCUUUCUUUCAUCGCGGCACAAAAGGGUGCUGUUUUUGGGGGAAACCUCCAAAUGCUGCUUGGAUAGAUAGAACAUAUUGCCCAGAAUUUUGAGCCUUGGCUUUUCAUCACUCGGUAUGGUCCAAAGCAGUUUUCACAAUUGAUUGUUUCACAGUUCCUUGUUCUAACCCAUAUUUCAAGCAUCCUUAAAUGGUGUCAUUUAUAAAACAAAUCAUUGGCAUUUUCUGUUAUCACAUCAUAAUACAAGGUUGCUAAUUAAGAACCUUAAUAGGAAGGCUUUUCCCAGUGCUUUUCAGCAAAAUUGGAUACUGCCAGAAUAAGAUAAGAAGCCAUCUGUGUCUUUUUCAAAAAAAGAUAUCGUGCCCCAGAAUCAAUCUGUGUAUGUCUUUUUACCCUUUCCCCAUUUUUAUUGGUGAUUUAGAAAUGAUAUGUUUCGUAACGCUUGAGUAUAUAAUAAAGUAUACACAGUCAUAUGUAGAAUUGUAGACUACAGUGGUACCUCGGGUUACAUAUGCUUCAGGUUACACACUCCGCUAACCCAGAAAUAGUGCUUCAGGUUAAGAACUUUGCUUCAGGAUGAGAACAGAAAUCGGGCUCCGGUGGUGUGGCGGCAGCAGGAGGACCCAUUAGCUAAAGUGGUGCUUCAGGUUAAGAACAGUUUCAGGUUAAGAAUGGACCUCCGGAAAGAAUUAAAUACUUAACCCGAGGUACCACUGUAUUACUCUAUAAUAGCCUCCAGUAAUAAAUAUUUUGAUCUAGAAUCACUUUGAUUAGAAAGUGUUGAAGAUUUUUCACAUGGGCUUUUGGGAAAUAGUCUUCCAGUUAUUCAGUUGCAAAAGUGUUGUUUCCUCUAACUAUUCAUUUGAGCCUUACCGGUAACUUGAAUCUGUUUUUGAGCAAGGAUGAUGGAAGUCCUCUGAUUGCCUAAGAGGAUAGACUUCUUUGGCCACGACAUUUCUUUACAUCAGCCAUAUCCACCUUAGUGACAGUUGUGUUGGCCGGCCAGCUACUUGCCCAAAAAGAUGAAAUCUAACUGUGGAAACUAGGAAAAACCGGGUUUCAGAACAUCAUAAAGCGUUGCUGUUUUGCUCCCGGAGCUUCGCUAAACAAGACUCUGUUUACAGUAAACCAGGUCAUUGCCAUUGUCAAACGCUUCUGCUUUGUGUAGUGUUCCUGUGUGCUUUGUUGUCGUUUCCUUCAAUGUAGAAAUACGUUAAAGAAAUAAUAGUUCAACAAGAUUAUACUGUAUUGCACCUUUUCAAGCCAUAGGCCGUCAUCCCAUGGCUUGAAUUGUGGCUGCUCUUCAAUUCUGCAGUGCCUUAGACAAUAGUUAAAAUGUUGGGAACUUUAUGGGGUUCUAUUAAUUAAGGUUAAAAUAUCACACACAAAAUCUUACUUGGCAUCAAGCCCCACUGGGGAUUAUUCCCAAAUGAAUAUGCAAAGGAUUGGGCUGUAAAAGAUGCAGAUAUAUAUAUAUAAAUCUUUCUAAAUAAUGCUUGGUAGCAUGAAAAUAAUACCCUGUUUCUUUCUGUUUUCAACUGUACCGGUCAGUGGUCUGUGAAGACGGUAAGGCCUGUGCGCUGUAAACUUCGUAACAACAGCAUGAAAGUAGCUUAUUGAAAUCGUGUCCAUCUCAUAGUUGCUUUGAGUGAAUUGGUAUUCAGAUGCGUAUUCUUAGUCACUCUUUGUCUCAUUAUCCAUUUGUGCUUGGUGUGAACAAAAUAGACUCCUGACAUUGCACAGAGGAAAGGAAUUCAACCAAUAGGCAAGGAUGUACUCCUGUUUUGCCUCCAUAAAAUGAGAGUGAUACCUACUCAAUCCAGAGCUUCCUUUUCCUACAAGGUGCUUAUGAACGAGGCCUACAAGGGAGUCAGUCCUGUGCAUGCCUGGAGCUAUACUAUCUGAGUCUUAUAUUUUAAAAACAUUUCAUUUAGUCCAUAACUGAUAACCAUGGUAGUUAUCGCAAUACCGUUCCUGAAAGUCUUUGUUGAAGACAGCAGAACCUGAUCCCCCCACCCCACUUAACACAUUCUCUUACACAUGCAAAGUAGAUGGAUUUUCAUGGCCAGGUAAUAACAAAUGAAUGUGCUAAGCGGUCAUCUUCUGAGUAGACCCACUGACUUAACUUAAAUCCAUGGAUUUCAACAGCCAUACUCUAUUGUGGCUUAGCCAGGUAUCACUCACUAUUAUUAGGACUUGGUCAAAACUGCUGUUGAAAACUUUUAGCCAAUGAUGGUGGUUUGUUUAAAAUGAAGUCGCCUGGCUGUUUACAACAAUCACUGCUAUUUAACAAUAAAUGAAAAUAAAGUAAUUCAAUAGAUUAAAAUUAUACAUAUAGAUUCAUAUUUUUAAUUGUGUUCAGUACAAAAUAAUUUCUGUGGCAGGAAGCUGGUGGCAAAUUUUGCUCCUUUAUUGCAGACAGUUCCAUUUUAUUUCAAAUAAGGUUUGAAGGUAGAAUUAUGGCAAAAGUACAAUGGAAAUGAACAGUUAAGGGGUUAAGUUCCAUUGAUUCUCAUGGAAAUUAGAAAUGCCUAUUUUUUGCGAGAUUGUUUCCGUAGUUUCUCCUUUGAGUAUAUUGAGUGAGGCCUUUAUUAUGCUUAAAAAUAAAAGACAAUUAUGUGAGAGCAAAAGUUACCUCUUAUAAACUACCUUGAAUGACACAAACCUAAAAUCCCUAAUGCAGCUCAUUGUUCUUAAUUAGAACAACUUAAUAUAAUACACAAUGCAUGAUAAUUUUAUAGUUUUGCAUUUAAAAUCAUGAUUUAUGUAGGAGCUGUUUAGCACAAGUUCAACACACAGAGCAAUGCUUUUAAAAGGAAGGCUUACAACUCUGCUGAAAAGGAGAUUAGUAUGAGAUUUUGGAGGGAAAUUAACUUAAUAGACCUUAUUGUUUUACAGCCCUUUGAAACAGAUUCUCUGAGCAGAUGGCAAACCGUAAACACAAACAGACUUUUGAAUUCUUGUUUAGCUUGUAAUUACUGGUUGGUGCUAUAGUUAACUUAUUAAAUGUGCUCAAGUAGGUGGAUUUGUGAGCCUUUUCAUUGAAACACCCUGUUUGUAGCUCAGAACUUGUUAAUUAUAGUCCAAACCAACUAAUGUUGGAUGUAGUAGGAACUUUUUGCAUUGACUUUGGUGGAAGCAACUUUACAAGACUUUGGUAAAUUGGAGGUAAAUCGUCACAUUUGCUUCUGAGCAUGUCUGCAUUGAUAUUUGGCAGAUUUUGGCAAGAGAAAUCUUAGUUGGCCUAUUCAGUGCUUUCUUCUUCUUCUAGAAAAAUAGGUGCUGGUACGCACUCUGAAAUUGUUACAGUAAGUUCCACACUUUUUAACAACAAAAAGUGGUGCCAGUACUGCGAAUCCUUGAGUACCCCCUGGAAAAAACAAACAAACACAAUGGACCUAUUUCUAGUGAAUAUCAAUAAUAAUUCUUAGCUGUAUUCUGAACCAAGUGGUAAAGGGAAUAAGUUAACUUCUGAUCCAUCAGACUUUCAUGUAGACUUCAUGCUGCUUUUGAUAUAGCCUGUGGUUAGAGGAUAGAGGGAAUAAACUUAGAUAUAGUAUGAAGAUGCUGUGAUGGCUACCACAAGAUGCAGCGAUGGGUACCAACUUAGAUGGCUUUAAAAGGAUUAGAGAAAUCUGUGGAUGGCAAACUGACAGUGGAUGGCUGAGCACUGCCUCUCAUCUUGGAGAUGGAAUGCCAGUUAUUGGGGAGAGUCUUCAAAGGAAGCUCCAAGUGGCAAAGCAGCUUCUCUCUCCUCCAGAUUUCAGCGUGAUGGAAGAGAACCUCUGGGAGGUUGGCCUGUUGCCACAGCAAGCUUGGAGAAUGGAUUUGUGGAGCGUUCUCAACAGGAUAAUGAGUUGUGUGCAACUGGGAAACCUAAUAAUGUAUUCUGCUGUUUCUAAAUUGCAGAGCACUUUGUUGUCACCAUGUUUGCCUAUUUCAACGCCAUUGAAAAUGAGUUAAAACCACAGUUUGGCAAAACGAACUUAGGAAAUGGAGUAUUAUAGGCUUGGUUCUGCUACAAGGCCUGCUUCCCUCCUUGCAGCCUCUCCCCGGUGCCGAUUUCCCCUCUCUUAUCCCUCUCUUAUCACAAUUCCCUGGCAAAGAGAUUAACAAUCAUUACUCCUAACCAGGAUUUUCCUUAAGUCAGGUGCCCAUUUUAAAACUGACAUUUCAGAUCCCUGGGUUAAGCAGUGCUGAAAAGUUUUAACUUGGGUGCCAGUUAACUUUUUAGCCACUAUUCAGGUGAAAGGGAACUUGCUCUCACUGGGGAGGAAAGCCUCAGGAUGGCUUUCAGUUAGCAGGGAGCCAGCACUUCAUCUGUGCAAAGGAAAUGCAUUUUUUAAAAAAUGUAUGUUGUGGCAAAAGGUUUAAUGAAUCCAAGCCAUCUCUAGGAAUGAUGUCUCCUCCCAAAGAAUUUUCAAAAUUUGAAUAGAUCUAUGGGAUAACUACCCUGAGACAGCCAUCCCUGCACUUAAUGUGCACAGUUCAGGGAUGUUUUCAGAUCUGUUUAAUAAGAUUGUGCUUAAACCUGCGGGUAUGCAAUGCAAGCCACUUAAUAACAUCCCUGUUGCUAGUGCUUUGUUGUUGUUGUUGUUGUUUAGUUGUUUAGUCGUGUCUGACUCUUCGUGACCCCAUGGACCAGAGCAUGCCAGGCACUUCUGUCUUCCACUGCCUCCCGCAGUUUGGUCAAACUCAUGUUAGUAGCUUUGAGAACACUGUCCAACCAUCUCGUCCUCUGUCGUCCCCUUCUCCUUGUGCCCUCCAUCUUUCCCAACAUCAGGGUCUUUUCCAGGGAGUCUUCUCUUCUCAUGAGGUGGCCAAAGUAUUGGAGCCUCAGCUUCAGGAUCUGUCCUUCCAGUGAGCACUCAGGGCUGAUUUCCUUAAGAAUGGAUAGGUUUGAUCUUCUUGCAUCCAUGGGACUCUCAAGAGUCUCCUCCAGCAUCAUAAUUCAAAAGCAUCAAUUCUUCAGCGAUCAGCCUUCUUUAUGGUCCAGCUCUCACUUCCAUACAUCACUACAGUGGUACCUCAGGUUAAGAACUUUGCUUCAGGAUGAGAACAGAAAUCACACAACAACAACGGGGCGGCAGGAGACCCCAUUAGCUAAAGUGGUACCUCAGGUUAAGAACAGUUUCAGCUUAAGAACGGACCUCCAGAACAAAUUAAGUUCUUAACCCGAGGUACCACUGUACUGGGGAAACCAUAGCUUUAACUAUACGGACCUUUGUCGGCAAGUUGAUGUCUCUGCUUUUUAAGAUGCUGUCUAGGUUUGUCAUCGCUUUUCUCCCAAGAAGCAGGCGUCAUUUAAUUUCAUGACUGCUGUCACCAUAUGCAGUGAUCAUGGAGCCCAAGAGAGUAAAAUCUCUCACUGCCUCCAUUUCUUCCCCUUCUAUUUGCCAGGAGGUGAUGAGACGGAAGAACGUUAUUAUGCCAGCUUUUAAUACUGUACCUCUUUGGAUAUUCACAGCCUGUUUCCUCCCCACCCCCACCCAUUGUUUUCCAUCCCCAAGUUCCUUACGGGUUCUCUUAAUGAAAUUUUGCCUUCUCUCUGUGAUGAGGCUGGCUUGACAUUUAGAAGCCCAUAUAGAUCGGUAGAAAAUCUCCUGAACUGGGAAUUUGGCAGCUCUAAUAAUGUUCAGAUCCAAUAAUUUUGUGCUCUGCUAGUACUUUCGGGCACAAAUAGUUUCAUGUUGUCCCAGUAAGCUCGCUGUUGAGAAUACCAUGUUGGAUAUUUCUGGCAUCGCUGCUCCUUAUGACAUUGAUUACGUCACAUUACUUGUUGGGAAAGGGGUUUCCGUGUUCCAGAAGUUCCUCCUUUCCUAUUGGAAAAAAUUGGUGAAUAAUCUGUGGGGAUCGUCUUCAGUGGUGGGGAGGAACAAUGUGAGUAAGCUUUAUCAGGGUUUGAGGUUCUAGGGGAGCCUGGGCCGAUUUAAGUUACUUUUUACGUGGUUAUCAGCCACGUUUUACAUCUCCUAAUGCAACUUCUUCAUGAUUUGGUUUUUUAAAAACUGCCCAAAUUCCCUGUAAUUCCCAGUUUGGUUCUGACUGCCCUUUUUAUUAACAAUAGAAAAUCCCAAGGCGAUCUAUGGAACUUGGCAAUGAAAAUGUUGCUCUGUUAAAAUCUUAAUAAUUUGGAAACGUGUCUGUCAAAAAUCAUGUCAAGACUGAGAGUCUUGCCACACUUCAGAUUCAUUGUGGCUUGUGAUUUUGAGGGGUAGAUGUCUUAUCAGAAGCAGUAAUGUUUGUUACAAGAGGCUAAACAUGGCUACUUUUACCAUAAUUUACCCUAAACCUGUCUAGUCUUGCAACUGCUUGUUCCAUAACGACCAGAGGUUUUCCAGCAGUGUCACCGAUUGAGCCUGCACUCCCCUCAUUCAGGCAUUUGAAAUAUUUUUGCAGGGUCCCCCCCCCCAAAUUAAAGAUCCUUUUUUCAUUCUGGUUCACUAGUAUAUUUCCACACACACCCCUUCUGAGUCUAUUGCCUCUGAAAUGGAUUUGCGUUCCCUUCAAGAUUUCAAGAUUAUUUAACACAUGGAAGAACUGUUUAUAAUCUGUAACAUCUUGAAAAUCUCAGAUUGGGGGGGGGGGGAGGAAUCACAGACCAUCAAGAAAAUAAUUCAGUCUGAUGUGUGCAUCCCCCGCCCCCCCCCCCCGCCCUGGAGCUAUGCUUUGCAGCAUUGUGGUGUUUAAAAAAACAGUUCUUCCUCCAGUGAGGAAGUCCUGUUGGUUAUGUGUGAGGUGCCAGCAGAAAUGUAAGUAGCUGCACUUUCUGAGGGUUGUAUUUUCACUUGGUUUCAGGGCCCUGCUCAAGAAGAUUUCAGCCACCUGCCUCCAGAACAAAGGCGGAAAAAACUGCAGCAGCGAAUUGAUGAACUUAACAGAGAACUACAAAAAGAGACAGAUCAGAAGUAAUUUUGCUUUUCUGUUAUUGUAUCUUGACCUUAUCUUUACUGCUCUUUUCCUAGGCAUCGAGAUGUCUCUUCUGCAAACAUCAAUUUGUCUUUAAUUUUCUCUGUGUUGUUCAUGAGUCCUCUCAAACCCCAUAGUUUUGGGGGUGUCCUGAGUGUUAGGAAAUUGUACUGCUUUCUCUUCCUCCCUCCUCAGUUUCAUUGUUGCAAGGAAAACAAUUUUCUAAUUCGAUAUACUUUUUUUUUCUUUCUACAGAGAUGCGCUCAUCAAAAUGAAAGAUGUAUAUGAGAAAAACCCGCAAAUGGGUGAUCCGAGUAGUCUUCAGCCAAAGCUGGCUGAAACUAUGAGCAACAUGGACCGCCUUCGAAUGGAAAUUCACAAGAAUGAGGUUAAAAUCUAUUAAGACAUUUCGAAAGAAGGCUGGUAUAAGAUUUCAGAUGCCUCUAGAUAAGGAAUCCUCCAAAAAAUUCUGAAAGGUUAUUCAUAAUGUGGGGGAAAUCCUGGUUGCUUUUGCACUCCAUCCAUUUACAACAACUGCCACUUUAAAGCCACCUGGCUUUAAUGUUUCCAAUUUAGUUAACAAGGAGAGAUUUGUAAAAAUCCUAUGGCAGUCCUUGCCUGUACCUUUAGAGAUGUUCGAGCCCUGAAACAAGAAGCAUGUAGCUAUUCUCUACAGAACCAAAUAGCCGGAAGAGCACUGGUUUGAAAAUAUUUUUGCAGAUUCAGUUUUUCUGUAUCUGUGGUACCAGAGCUGACAAAUCGUGCACUUAUGGGUAUGGAUUGGGAGACUUCCUGAACAGAUGAGUGAGUUAAGAGAAACUGAAGAAUUUUUAAUAUAGUACUGGUGGCGUGUGGUACUUGUAUAUACCCAUCAACUGCCCCCCCCCCAGGGACAUCCCAUUUUUUUCUUGCAAGAGGACAGCAACCAAAAUGGCCGCCACAAUCUCCGGCUGCACUUUUUUCGGGCAUGGCACCGCAAAACGCACAUUUUUGAGUGCUGUGCCCCAAAAAGCCCUUUUGGGAGGAGCCACGAACUUGUAUGGGUCAUGUGACGUGCAGGAGUGCAGCCCGGGAAGAUGGUAUCCCAGUUUUUGUGCCCCUUCAUAUUGCUUGUGGUGAAUUUGGUAACUCACAGUUCCAGAAUAUUGCUUUAGAAUACAAAUCUGUUUUGAGAACAGUUAAGAUGUGUGUUUGGUCUCUUAAGCAUUUAUUUUGCUACUGGUGCCAAAUGAUCUCUGUCUGUCUGUCUCUGUCUCAAGGCCUGGCUUACUGAAGUUGAAGGUAAAGUAGCAGCAAGAGGAGACCGUAGACACAGCAGUGAUAUCAACCACCUCGUAACCCAAGGACGAGAGAGGUCACUAUAUUUAUCUUUUAAACUUAAGUUCACUGUCUUUGCCACUGUCGUUUUCUAAAACAGCAGUCACUGCAUCCAUCUAGAAUUUGAUUAAACAAUAAGUAUUGCCUUUGCCCCCAGAACCUCCCCAAACCCUUUUCCACUUGGUUUUCUGCCCUCUUCCCUCUCUUUCCUUACUUCCCAGAGAUCUAGCCCAGGGGUGGGGAACCUGUGGUCUGCUGCAUAUUGCUGGGCUCACAUCAGUCCCAGACAGCAUGGCGAGUGAAUAAGAUUGAUGGGAGUUGGAGUCCAGCAAUAGCUAGAGGUUGAUGGGUUGCCCACCUCUCAUCUAGGCACUGCAGUUGUAAUUGCUGUGUUACACAAAAGCAAUGUUUUUGUUGCUGGAGCUGAAAAGAGAAGGUGGAAUUGCAGAUAAAUUAGGACUUCCUCUUCAAAUCUUGUCUUCACCUCUCAUGUAACUCUCUCUCUCUCUCUCUCUCUCUCUCUGUGUGUGUGUGUGUGUGUGUGUCCAGCACAUUUUAGUGUUCGUUUUGUACACCUUUUGAAUUAUGACCGUUUGAAUGCUUGAAAUUUGAGUGAUGAGUGUUUAAAUUUAUAGGCUUUCCCUUGGAAUGCUUUUUUAAUUAUUGUAUCUUUUCAUUGAUUGCAACACUUUAAGAUGAGCAGUAUCCAUUUUUAAAAUGAAUUAUUUGCUUAAAGAAUUGCACCCAACUUCAGAUAGUUUCCUAUUCCCUCCCUUCUCCUUAAAAGGGCCAGUGAGGUGUUUAGCUCUCCUUAGCUGCAGUUAAGGAACAACUGCUCUUCACCUUUUUGUAACCAGCAAGGUGAAACUGAGGCUUAGACAGUCCCAGCAAUGAGCCAAGGAAUGUGGCCUCUGAUUUAGAAAGCUGUAUCAAAAAGAUGAAAACCACACACGUACAAUUUGUAUUUUGGGUAGCCGAUGAGGAACAGAGCCCAUACCUUAUCUUUUGCCAACAAAGCAAACUUCAAGGACUGUGAAUGUUCUUGCUUCAUGAGUACAGUGGUACCUCGGUCUAAGAACAGUCCUGUUUAAGAAUCAUUUGGUUUACAAACUCUGCAAAACCGGAAAUAGUGUCCCGGUUUGAGAACUUUUACCCUGGUCUAAGAACGGAAUCCGAACAGUGGAAGGGCACCGGCAGCAGGAGGCCUCAUUGGGGAAAGCGCGCCUUGGUUUAAGAACGAUUUUGGUUUAAGAACGGACUUCUGGAACAGAUUAAGUUCAUAAACCGAGGUACCACUGUAUUAGCAUGCAUGCAGUUGUCUUCUCCACUCUCACAGCCAUGCAUGGUUCUGAGGAGAAAAUGAUAGCAGUUGCAUAAUUCUGUUCCCAUAGACAGAGCUUUAAAAGAGUGUUUCUGUAUUCUGCCUAUUUUGAUCUAAUAGGCUCUGUUCUGAAAUCAGAGCUCCUUCUUCAUCUAAGGACUGUCCUUGGAUUCUUAUCUAUACUCCCUGCCUACGCCUGUAUUCAUCCGUAGCAAUAAGUAUUUAUGUCAGGGUUUGCCAUGCAUAGUUACUAUGAGCUGAAACAGAGUCAGCAAAUGUUAUGAUAAGCGUAUGGGAAAUGUUGGUGUUCUUGGUUUGCAAAGUGUGAAGGUUCCCUUGUCUCAACCAUUGCAUUGCAGCCCUGAAGGGAGCUACACUGAUGAUGCCAACCAAGAAGUUCGAAGCCCACCCCAGCAGCACGGCCCCCAUAACGAAUUUGACGACGAGUUUGAAGAUGACGAUCCCUUACCAGCCAUAGGACACUGCAAAGCUAUCUAUCCUUUUGAUGGUAAGAUUAGCUUAAGGGAAAUAUAUUUACACACACGCAAAAAUGUGUGUGAAUCCUAUAUAUGGCAAUUACCUUUUGCCUUACCUAGAUAAUAAUUGUCUGCAUAUAAACGAUUCUAGCAGCUGGUUUUGGUUCUGGGAAAUCAUGCCAUAAAUCAUUUUUGUUUAACGGCAGAAAAAUGCGGCAGCGUGGUAACAAAACAAAUAUGUUAGAUUAGAAAAACAGCCAUUGGCGCGCGUUCAGCUUUGCAACAAGAGACCAUGUUUUGUCUCCUGGCCUACAAUUGGAACAUAUGCUCCGCUUCACAGAUUUGAUGUAUCCUCCCAUGGGUGGAAAACGAGAGCCGAGGGAGCUUGCAUUUAAACCCUGCGAGAGCUGUGGCGAAGGUUUUCUUAUUGUGUGUGCGUGUGUCUGUGUAUCCCCGUUUCCUUCUAGGUCACAAUGAAGGCACUCUGGCGAUGAAAGAAGGGGAGAUUCUGUACAUCAUAGAGGAAGAUAAAGGGGAUGGGUGGACUAGAGCCCGGAGGCAGAACGGAGAAGAAGGAUACGUGCCAACAUCCUACAUCGAUGUAACUCUAGAGAAGAACAGUAAAGGUGCAGUAACCUAUAUCUAACCUCCAGCCCGUCGGCUUAACAAUGAACAUUCCUUAAAGAAUCCUGAAGCACACAGAUGGAUGGAAAGUGUUAAGAGCGUUCGGGAAGCCUUUCAAUCUGUUGUUCACCAUGUGAGCUCGUCCGGGGAUGUCUGUACUGAAGCUGGAAGAACAUCUGCCUUUCAAUGAGUCUCUUGACACAGCUUUGGCCAGUGCCAUGUCCAUAAGUCUUCUUUCUCUGCCUCUGUCUGCUUCAGGGCUUCUAAGCAUUAUCCUACAAUCAAUGGUUAAUCUGUUAUGAUUUUGAUGGUUUAUUUUUUGGGGAGGAAAACUUUUUACUGGCUUAAAUGUUUUUUUAAAAAUUGAUCACUAUUACUAUUAUUUCCAUGGCGUCAGUGUAUACAGUCCAUUAGCCAACCCCUGCCCCCUUCCCAAAUCCACCCCCCCCCCAAAAAAAACAUUUUCCAAUACCCAGCUAAUAACUAUAAGCCCAGUGCAGUGAAAAUGGCCCUGCUGCAAAUAAAGUGGGCAAGCAGAUCUGCUUUUCCUUUUCUGAAUGCAAGCCUUUCUUCCUUGUUCUCUUGCCCUGGUCUGCAUUGUGCAUGGAAAACGGCUGACAAUCCAGUGCAAUGAGGUGCAGUUCAGAAAACAAAGAAACCGUUUCUGCUGCGAAUGUACAAACCAUUGCUUAGGUGUAAGAGGUUGCUGCUAACGUUUACAAACAUGCCUGUCGCGUACGCAUUAUUGCAGUUUUUACUUUGCAAAAAUCAACGAGCGGCACUUUCCCAUCCUACAAAGGAUGAAUGUGGAAGGUAGCCGGGGGUGUGCAUAGCUAGUAACUGGGGACUCCACAGGCGGGCAGCAUUCUGAUGUGCCCCUCUUGACUUCGUUCCUACCUGUUAAGAACUUUGAAUGUAACGCGGGUUGCUGAAAUGACUUCCUUCUCCUUGGGAUUCCUGACGAGGUUAUUCUGUCGGUAAAAGGCAACUUCCUCUUCUCUUGCACUGACACUGAAAAAACAUCUCUCCUGGGAAAUAUCUGUUCCAGGAGUCCAGGCAACGCUGCAUCUCCAUUUCAUGUGCACAGAUUCGGUGUGGACCACCCCAUUCAGUCCACCAGAAGGAGCAUAUCUCAUAUGUGAAGGAAGGUGGAUGCUGAUGAGCUCCCCUUUGCUCAAAUGAAAAUCCCUGUGUGCACAUUGGAGCGCCCGGGCCUGGAAUAGAUCGCUGGACUCUGAUGAUAGUUGCUGAUGCACCUCUAGAAGUAGAAUUUUCUAAGUGCUACUAGAUAACCUGUACAUUUUCACUUGGGCUGGGGAGUUAUUCUGGUAGCAAAGUUGCACUAAUUUGCUACUGGAUGAGCUGCUGUCUGGAAGCUAGGAAUGCUUGAAAAGGCUUGGUGCCAUUACCUGUGCAUAGGAUUUAUUUUCUAACCAUUUAGAGGGGUUAUUUUAUUUUAUUUUUUACUUUAUUCUAUGAACACACUUCUCUCUCUGAAGGCCUCUGGUAAUUCUGUUCUUCUCUUUUUUCCUCUUGGACUGCAGGUUCCUGAAGCGGGUUUCUGAGAAAAUGGGCGAGAUGUUGAAGGAGGUUACAUGCAGCUGCUUUUUUUUAUUUUUAGGGGGGUGGGCGAGGGAAGGAAGGGGGUAGGGAGUUAGGCCCAGCAAGAUGGGCAAAAGCCAGUUGCAUGAAGGCAUGCAGGCAAACAUGACUCACUAACCAUGUUAGCAUCCCUCUGUGUAUUCAAAAUCGUUACAGUAAAGCCACAGCUCCAUUUCAGCAGAACCAAACCACCUGAAAAUGCAUUCCUUUCGUGGUUCUGAAAAAGCCCUCCUUUUGCUGUCUGCCCGUUGCAUUGCCUAUUGGCUGUUUCGGCUGCCUCAUUUUCCAUGCCCAUUUUGAGCUGGCAUUGAAUUGAAGCCAUGUCAUCCUUCACAGUCUCUGCCUGUGCCACCUCCAUUCUCGCCCUAACCUCCUCCUGCAUGUCUAGAUACGUAUCAGGACUGCCUGCCUAAUGUUUUGUAUUUCCAUAGCUCUUCCUCCUCUUCUGCAUUCGUAGCAAAACCCCACUUUACUGUAGUUCUGUUAUCUCCAGCACUAAAGUUUGUUUUCCUUUUCAUUUCAGUUUCCACUUAAUGCUGCUAUUGUUACCUUUUUCUUUUUCUUUCUUUUCUCAUUAUGACCAUCAUCAUUACAUUCCAGUUCUUCUUUUGUGUUGCGACUGAUGUGCAAAAACCUAACAUUCAUUUUGAUUUGGGGGAAAGGAACGUGUCCCAGCAGCCCAUCCUCAGCACCUCAAUAACCUGUGAGCACUGAAAAGCCUGAGAUUUAACAGCACAGAUUUUUUUUCCACCACAAGACAAAACGACUGUUUUCAGAAGUGCUUGCCAUUCAGAUGCUGCCUUAAAACUCUUGAGUGCCUAAAUCUGUUGAUUGCCAACGCUUACCACUUCAGUAUCCCACAAAGGGCUCUGAGCCUCUGCUCCGAAUGACCUCCUGCAUCUUUCUACAGUACUACAGCUGCUGGUAGCCUUGGCAGAUGCUUUCUGGGCCUCUGCCUCAACAUGAUACAUGGUGCAUUGUAAACUUUAUGCAUUGGAAGCAAAACACAUGUAUCGUUUUCAUUUUAUGUCUAAUGAAUGUUUUUAAUAGGAUUUUUAUGGAGCCUUUUUUUUUCUUUCUUUCCUUGAUUGUCUCUUAUUUCUUGAGUUGGCGGGGCAGGGUUGGGUUGGGGAAAGACUCCAGUUUCUAAUUAACUGCAGUGCUAGUCUGUUUCCAAGUGACGCUUCAUUGUAAGGACCAUUUGAAAAAUUGGAGUGAUACUUUGUAAUGAUCUAUGUGCACUUUUACUUGUAAACAUUUGAGAUUUGAGAAAUGUUUAUACAUGUAAAUAUAGUUGUCUGCAGCACACACCCCAUAUUGCCCACGUUGUUUUGUCUGCCAUUUGUGAGUUCUGUUAAUGAAAUCAUCCCUACAUCUAAAAUGAAUAGGGGAAUCUUAGAAUAUGGGGAGUUGGGAGGGAGGGAGGGAGGGAGGGAGGGAGGGAGGAACCAUUUAAGUUAAAAGCUUCAUUGAUCCAGCUUUUUUUGCUGUUUGUGGUAAUGUUAAAAACAAACCAACCGGUUUUCUAGGGGUGGGGUGGGGGGGGUGAAGCAAUAUUUGGACACAGCAGUGCUGGAUUCCUUUAGAACUUUUUUCAGUGUUAUUAGGAAUUGUACUACCAGUAAAACUAAAUCUGUGUGACUAUUGUGGUCUCUUCUUUUUAUUAUUAAGUGUGCCACUAUUACGCAAAUGACAUAGUGUAUUUGCAGGGGCGGCGGGGCGGGGGGGGAAAUUAAACACUAAAGGUUAGAUUUUUUCGGAUAUUGUAAACAGGGUUAUUUAUAUGAUGUGACCUCUUUACUCAUUACUGACAAAACUACAUUGUAUUAGUCAUUCAGCUUUUGGGUUUUUAAAAGACCAACCUAGUGGUGUUUUGUUUUUUUAAAAAGAAUAUUAUUAUUUCAAAAUUAAAUAUAAUGAGAAAAUGUUCUCAAUAUAACUUGCAGCCAAGAGCCCUGUAGAUUUUGCCUAAUGAACUCAUGGGCUUCUACUAAAUAACUCAUAGCAAAGGACUAAUAACCGUUCUUUCAUGCUACUGUUUUUUCUAGGAACAGGAUUUGUUUCCUCAGGAGAUAUUCUUUCUGUGGUAUAAGGCACAGUGAAUUUAUGAGGGUUAUUACAUUUAAAGGGAGGGGGGGAAAUAUUUGUACUUGCACAGUUAGCUAAAAUCAUGCUGAAAUUUUGAACAUGAUGAAUUGUCUUGAGUCUUACAACUUUCCAGUAAUUUUUAAUCUUUUGUGCACGUGUUGAUUUUUAAAUGUUUAAAUGCUUUGUUAAAAAAUAGUGGUUCUCUUGAAAAUAUUUUCAUGGAAUUAAAAGCAACCUUUUCAUGG
Podarcis lilfordi (Lilford's wall lizard) is the source of this 76917-nucleotide messenger RNA. NCBI's taxonomy places the organism in Eukaryota, Metazoa, Chordata, Lepidosauria, Squamata, Lacertidae. The record is from the annotation of a GenBank genome assembly.